This is a messenger RNA of Cinara cedri, 54215 nucleotides long. The record is from the annotation of a GenBank genome assembly. Lineage: Eukaryota; Metazoa; Arthropoda; Insecta; Hemiptera; Aphididae.
AUGGCCAAAUCGCCGGCUGCGACGCCGUCGUCAAACGCACCGCCGCCGCCUGUCGUGACCGUCGUCCCGGCGGCACCAUCGCCGGCGUCGUCGUCGUCGUCGCCGACGACACCGUCCCGGCACCAUCAAUGGCUCGAAGCGACGGCACCGUCGUCGUCGGCGGCCGCGGCCGACAAGCGCCACCGCGGCCGCGCCGCGCAAUGCGGCGACGGAUACGACUACGACGACGUGGAGAUCAAACUCAAGAGCAUCGAACACACGCUGUUGCCGCUCGUCAAACAGGUACCUACCUCUCUCUGCUUUCGUAACCGCGCGCGUGGUACGUUCGAAUAUUACCGCCCCGUCCCUCGCGCGCAUGUGUGCAGCCGGCGAUACGGCCGGUAACCAACGACGCCGACGCGCCGUGUCCUUUUAUCGUUCCGCUGCGACGAUCGCACCGGUAUAGGUAUAGGCGAUAUUAUUAUUGUUAUCACGGCGAUUGUAUGGCCGUCGCGACGGUCGCGAAUUAUUCGCGGGCAGCAGAGUAGAGCACGGCGGCGGGAAACAGCGGCGCUACAGCGAGCGGCACCCAGCAGCUUCGGUUCUAAAACCAAAAUAGAAUGCCAGGUGUGACCCACAUAACGCGUACAAUAAUAAUGUUAUUAUAUUUAUACGAGCCGCGCACGGCGUUUUUCCGUGUUGCGAAUUACGACGACGAGCCGCGCACUUGACCGGCUUUCGUUCCGCACUGUUGUAAUUAUUGUGCGCCGCGCACCCCGUAAACUGUGGUGACUGCACGCGACGUUGCGGCGCGCGUACGCGAAUUGGCGGUAACACGCGAAACGAACGGACGAGUGUAGUACACAACAUUAUUAUUGUUGUUGUUGUCAUUAUUAUUAUUAUCAACGCGAAUCGUGCGCGGCCGCCGCCGGCUGAUAAAGGGCUCGGAAAACCGUCGGACCGUUUUUCCCGCUGGGUCGUUGUUUUGAGGUUAACCGUAUCACGGCGAAAAGUCAGAUAGCGGUGCCGCCGCCGCCGCCGCCGCCGCCGCCACCGCCGCCAGUGGCGAGUACGGAGACGAUGACGACGACGACGCGGACGACGCCAGUGGCGGUGACGGUGGGUUUUUAUUGAUUGGCGGCGGCGGCGGGUCCGGCGUCGUCGUCGUUCGCGCGCGUUACCCGCACGCGCCAGCUUUGAGCGCGCGCACCGUAUACCGGGCACGAGCACCAGCGGCGGCGGCGGCGGCGGCAGCAGCAGCAGCAGCAGCCAGCACAAGCACCAGCAGAUCGCCGCCGGACGCCGCCGACGCCGCCGUCGCCGCCGCCGCAGCCGCCGCCGUCGUCCCCCCUCGAAACAUACACACACACACACACACACACGCACUAAUACACGUACAUACGCAUUAACACCACACACACACAUACACAUACACACACAAACACACACACACAUGACGAUAAUUAUAUGUUAUUAUUAAUUUUAAUAAUAAAAAAAUAAAAAAUAAAAAAUUCAAAAAUUCAUACUAAUUCAAACCGCGCUCACAUCAUCAAUACCUCGACACGUAAACACACACACACACACGCGCGGGUUUCGUUAAUUUUUUUUAUUUUUGAGUUUUGUUUUGUUUUGUUUUGUUUCGUUUUUAUCACGUACGAAUGUAUUUUUUAUGUAAAAAAAAAAAAAAAAUAAAUCGCGCGGUUUCUCUACCGAAGAGUAAUAUAAAGUCGAAUAAAAUAUAAAAUUGUUAUUAAAAAAUAAAUUUCGGUUUUUUUUUUCAUUUUGAUUUUUACAAGGAUUUUGUUUUUGUUUUUGCCGCAUUUCGAAUAUAAUAAUAAUAAUAAUAAUUUACGCCGUCUGUAUUUUUUCUCUCGGGCUUUUUAUCGUGCCCGUCUCGUUAAUAACACACCGUUUUUGUAUAACUCUCCCGGACCCGCACGCCGCAUCGUUUCGGACCCGCUGCCGGGUGCUACACGUCGCCGCCACCGUGUAAAUAUUUGAGAGGGAAAAAGACAUACGCUGCGACGACAUACCGACACGGGGCGACAGAACAGACACGCGACAUGGCCGUGCUCGGCGACCACUGCGGCAGACAGCAGGUAAGCCGCCGCCGCCGCCGCCGCCGCCGACGCCACCACCACCGCCACCGCCGCCACUGGUACCUGUGCACCACGCGGUCGUGUUAUGCGUGGGAGGCACCAGGGUUGUAGAUAGGUGUUUUCAUUUUUUCCAAAUUUCAUUCGUUUAUCGCUAUCGUCUUUAAUUUGUGUCCGGAACGAACGACGGGAAAUAAUCCAUUGAGGGACCCGAGGCGAAUGGGCAUUUAAGUAAUCGGAUAGUACAUGGUCUCUGCAGACGGAUCUUGUUUGAAUAUCGUUAAUAUUUACUACGCCGACGAUAUUUGAAUCGUACAUGUAUACAAACGGUUAUCGACUUGUUUGACAUCUGUACAUCAGUGGCGCGCUUAGGGGGUGAUAAGGGUUUAUAAAUCCCGUCCCGCGUUGGCUUGAAAAUACAACGACCGCGGGUGUUCGUUUACCAAUCCCGUAUCGAAGUCGUGUAUUUUUCGUCGGUCUACAGGGAAGAAAUCACGAUUCGUCGAAUAGAAAUCGGCUUUUUUGGAUCCGGUUCUGGAAUUCUCGCCGUCAAGGUUCCAUUGUUGUUAAAUUUUUUUGUCUAAAAGUCGCCGAGAUUUGUGCGGACCGAUUAAAAUAUUACUAUUGGUGCGCGUUAUAAUUAAUACAGCAGGCGCGUCUCGGUCCGGACAGUGCAGUGUCGUUUGGCCACCCGUUAUCUCUUAUCUCUUAUCUAUAGGUAUAAAAACAACGCGUCUUUUUAUUGCAGCGCUAAUAAUGACGGUGCCCGGCGCGACACAUCCGGCAGCCCCGGGGACUUCGGCGGGUCGCGAUCUCUCGUCGAUAGUCCACGUCGUCGUCGUCGUAUCGCUUAUAUCGUAUCCCCGCGUCUCCUCCCGCGGCCCGUCCGUCGUACGUGCCCGACGUGUUGUCGAAAACGAAAUCCGCCUGUGAAUUCGAUCCGAUCCCGCCACCGACCGUAUAAUAAUAAUAAUAAUAAUUGUAAUAAUAAUAAUAAUAGCCAUCGUAUAAUAGACGCCUAACCCGUGUACUCGGUUAAGAACCGAUGUUACCGACGUCCGGAAUAAUAAACCGAUAAUCUCGCGCGCGGAUACGGCGAGGAUAUUGAAAUUAUUACAGUCUGUACCCCUUAGAGUCUUAGUACGGGGCGUCAUUGGAACGACUGCGGGAAAAUAGAGCGUAUAAUAUAUAGGCGUGGACGUUUUAUUUAUUUAUUUUUUUUUUUUAGAGAAGUAGGAGUUGGCGGGAGGGGAAGCACGCGCGUAUACGACGAGUCAAUGAAUGACGCCGCGCACUAAAAACACGAUUCAUCAAAUUUUCAGUUUUUUCCGUCCGCGAGCGUCUGUAUAGUAUUAUGCUACACGACUACGCGUCAUACAAUAACGCCGCCGUUGAAAAAUGCGUUCCGACGAUCAUCUAUGGAUUCGUUUUACGCAUUGUCGGUGGCGAAUCCAAACGGUUUUCCGCGGGUUCCUCGGCUGUUCAGGGGAAAACUUUAAUCCGUUCAAAACCAGCGACCAGUAGCGAAUUCGUUACGGAACUAAGUACCCACCGAUAUAUAGGCGGUAAACUAAAAUACAUCUAUUUCCCGUGUAUUUUUUGUGCUUGUACACAAUUUCGAUGAGUUAUUAUAAACUAGAAAAUAAAUUGAUGAACCUAAUGAAACCCCGAGUAUCUAAUCGGAAACGCGGUGGCGUAUCCGAAGCUCAAUCGAGAGGUACGGACGGUUCGAAAAUUGAUUGUAAUGCCCGUCUUAAAAUAUCGCGAACUCAUCGCUAAAAAGACAUCUGUAGUUAUUAUUUUCAAAUUCGGAGCGUACCGAGGGACGUAUUGAUUUACUAUAUGAUGUGUGUGUGUGUUUUUUUUUCUGUCCGUAAACAACUUUUCGAAAAGAAAUUUCGCUCCGAUGUAUCAAGUUUAGCACCUUUUCCGAAGGAGAUUUUAUCUAGUUGGCGCAUUCGAGAGGUCAUUUUUUUAAUAAUAAUUUUCUAUAUCCCUUUGCCACGUUUCCAAUUAUUUGGCGUAGUAGCCAAAUAGGUAUUAUAAAAAAAAAGUAACAUAGAUAUCUUUUUUUUUUCACUUGCGAGCGAUCAGCCAUGACUGCUUAUCCGAUAUCUCUACGCAUGUUAAAUAAAGCAAUACGCAAAUGAAGCAAAAGCAAAAGCUAAUGUUUGCAAUUAAUAACACAGUAACAUAUUGUGUACAUAAAUAAACAAACUCGUAUACAGUUUAAACAGUGUUGGGAAAGUUCCUUUUAAAAACGAAUUCAUUCCCCGUUUUUACUGCAAAAAAAUAACUCGUUCCUUUAAGCGUACUCUUUUAUUUUUCUCUCAAAUUUCAUUAAUGUUUUGUCAUUUUAAAACCGUUAUCACCGAUACACCGUUUAAAUCACGGUUAUACAACCGCGGUUUAUAUUAUGUACUUUGCAUGUUAUUAAUACAAAUGGAAAAGUCGGGAUUUCAUUAUUGCAAUAAACUGUAUUGUGGUGAUUUAUUAGUAACUGACGAAAUGACCACUAAAUAAUUUCUAGACAAUAUUAUCAUUAAAGUAACAUGCGGUUCAUUUUUUUUUUUUUCAGGAGGUACGGAAAUUCGCGUUUACGUUCCUCAUGGAUAGAAAUUCCCUUCCGUUUUUCCUAUAGUUUUAGUAUAGUAAAUAUUUUAUGAAUAAUAAGUAACGAUACUAAUUAAAUAUAUGUUCAAGUCUUGUCUGAAGAGUAUUAAAACGGUAAUUUAUAAUCUGAUAAUGCAAACACCACCGCUAAAAAAAUUCUUAACCCUCAUAUACGCCACUGUGUACAGGUUUUUAUUUAAAUUCGAUUAAAAUACAUUAUUUAACCUAUAUGGUUAUUUUGUUUUUGUUUUUAUUUUUUUUUUUUUGUACACCUGAUAACGUGUUAAUGAUGUCGCCGAUCCUUUGGAACGACAAAGUAAUGCUCGGCUCGCGGUUUUGAUUAAUCGUUGUGAAGUUUGUGUCUUCGAGAGAAGAAGUCGAUGACACAUAUUGAUCCCUCCGGUCAUUUUAUCCUAAACGUUCGCGAUCUGUGCGACGGCGAGUAAAUAUUUAUUUUAGCCAAGAGAUUCCUACAUAAAUACAAGGUAGGUCAUAGCGAACGAAUGUUUUAACGUGAGCGUUUCGAAGAAAUCGAGGAAUCACGUCAAAGUUCGGUCUAUUAAAUAUAAUUUUCGGGAUCAUUUCUGAAAUAUUGUUAAGUCUUUCGUAUAAAAGUUGUUAUAUAGUCUUAGAGUUUUGUAUAGAGUUUAUUUGUUUGAAAACUUGCGCGAUUAAAUUGGCUUAUUAGCGGUGAACUCAUAUUGCAAGUCUAUAUUAUACAGUGUGUUUCGCACAAAUGGUUAUACAAAAUAUUGAAAUAGAAUUGAAAUAAUGGGUGUUUUUUUUUUUUUGUUUUAGUAAAAUCGGAUUCCGCCAAAUACACAUUUCGAGUCUAUUAUUUUAACAUUUCAACCAUUGCGGCGAGCCCAUGCGAAAUAAAACAUACAUUAUUUUCACAAAUAAAACGCCUAUUUUUAACACUGUAUUAUUCGAAUAGUCAUAUGUUAUUUCGUUGAGCGAUUUUGGUUAAAGCAAUUUUUUCCUAUCUCAAAAAUCGCCUGAGAUACCGCAACCAUCUAAAGACUAUUAAAAAAAAAAAGAAAGUUUUUCCGAAUUUUCACCGUAUACGAAAAAUGAUAAUUGAGUAAAAAUAAUCAUAAAAUAUUGCACACAUUAUUAGGGUAACAGAAAUACACGCGUUACUUGAAAAAAAAAAAAAACGGACUAUUCGAAUUUGGCGUUAAAAAUAAGGCGAACAUCUAAGUUUUAUUUAACGAACUUUUGGAAAAUAGGUUCAAAAUGCGUGGGCGAUCGUAUUUCAACCGAUUCCGUUCGGCUGUGAAAUAUUUCGAAUUACCCCGUUCGCACGGAACACCCUGUACAAUACGCGAAAUGUACGAUCGACUUUCGUGCCGUAGGUAUUGCAGGUUAAACUCCUAUACUAUAAUAUAUUAUUACAGCGUGUAUGGUUCCGUUUUCGAGAGGGACACAUAUUACAAACGUUCGUAAUAUUUUAUUUUCACGCCACUAACGAUUUUUCUUUCGUUAACAAAGUAAACAAAAAACAAAAAAUACACUUGUUCGAGUAUAUAUGUAUAUAAACGUCUCUUCUGUGUAUAUAUAUACCUAUACAUAGACGUAAUAUUGCCCGAAGUAACGGGUCAUUUAAUUUGACAUUUUACUCGGUUCGGCGUGUACAGCCGUAUAGGUUAAAUAAUAAAGACUCCAAAAACAAUUUUUUUUUUUUUUUUUUUUCCAUUUACUUAUACGGGUUAUAAGUACUGCGUUUUAAUUUCCCGCACAGUGUGUUUAAUGUUUCGUAUUUACAAUUCAUAAAUCGCGUGUAUGUAGGUGAACGAAAAAAGAAAAAAAAAAAAACCAACAAUACUAUAAUUGCCAUGAAAUCCAAAAAAAAACGACCUCCCCCUGUGUUUUCGGAAAAUAUGCCGCACCUCUGAAAGUCGUUGCAGACCAAAACUGAGUCGAGCGCGCGAUUAUUGCUGCAGGUUUUCCGAAAGUCCACCGUGAAUUAUGCGCUGACAUUUUUAUUUCUAUUAGGAAAAUGUUCAGUAUCAACUAGGGAUUGGCUGUGGGUUCGAGAAAAAAUAUUAGUAAAUAUCGGUUUUUAUCCAGUUCCGAAAAUUCUUCUUUCGGGCCUCGAUUUACCGCGGUCCUUCAUUUUAUAGCGUGAAAACAAUAAAAGAACAAUCCGCUUGUACUACUUGUACUAUUUUUUUCAUCCACUUAAAAUCUUACCUAACUAACUGAAAAUACAAAAUUUUAAAAAUUGCGAAAAACGAACCAACGGCUUUAAACACUCGUUAUCACGGAUAUAUAGAAUUGCGUAAAAGUAUUUUAUAUACCUGUGCUCGUUGUACAAUAAUUCAUAGGAUAACAAAUCGCCCUAUUGAUUAUAUCAGUUAUCGGUGAUAUCACAAUAAUAAUGCGUCGUUCUAUAAAAACUACGGGCUAAGAUAUUUACCAAAAGAAACAAAUUAUUAAAACCGGCGUAACCUCACCGAAAAAAAAAAAAAAAAACUAAAACCGGAACCGAUAAUUAACGGUUCAUUCGGUUCUUCGGUUCCACUAAGAACCGGAACCAGCGCACCCAAAGAUUUUACCAUUAUACAGCCGUGCAGUAAAUUAUUGGUAAUCGCGAUGAAUUCUCAAGUAUAAUAAAGUACAGCGAAAAACACCUACCUCCAAACACAAUAAUAAUGUGCAACGAUUCGUUUCGCCGACCGCACACCGUUAUUAUUAUUUUUUAAAACUAUCCGAAAUUCGACAUCGGUGCACCGUUAAUAAUGUACAAGCACAAUAAUAAGUGUUGGUUCGCGGUUUUUAGACAGUUAACGUGUUGUUUUUUUUCUUUCUUUAAGCGGAGCUUAUGUUCAAUAUAGGUCCCAGGGUCGUAUAUUUACGGUAAAAACCAAUAGACUGAAAUAGACUUUCGCGUUUUAAGUAAGUAGUUUACGUACGUGCGGUGGUCCGCGGUGGAUAUAAUACGGGUUUCCCGAGAAUUUUGCUAUGGGGAAAAAAAAAAAUAAUAAUAAUAAAUAGUAGAUAGGUUAGGUUUAUCGUUUCUCGGCUAACGCGACCUACGCGACGCGGUAAGGUUGCGGCGCGGUCAAACCUUUCGGAAUAUUAUCCUAAACUCCUAUAUACCUAAUAAGUAUACAGUAUAAAGGUUGCCUCGGGAACGGAGUAUUUUUUAUUUUAUUUUGGUCGCGUGUUAGUUAUAAAAAAAAAAAAAACGAAACCUGUCAACGGAGAAAAAUCAAUGUUGAGAAAUUUUUAAAUUUUUUUUUUUUCUAAACUAAUUGCACUAAGCUAGGUAAUUUGUUCGGAGGAGUAUGAAGGGGUAAUAAUUUCCAUUAUACCUUUACUUACGCACGAUAUCGGCUACACAGUAUGAUGGGCGUUAUAUUAUUGUUUAUGAUUUUUUACCGUGAUACACAAAUAGUUUCGCUGAUAUGUAAUGGUAAUGGUAUACUAAAACAUUACAUUUUUAUGUUUAAUAAUACCGUUAAAUUAUUGAACCAGUUAUUUUAUAAUUUACCAUAACGUUUUUGUUAAAGUGUUUACAUUCAAAUUAUAUAAAUACUUUAUCUAGAAAAUGCAUAGAAUAACUUGUUAUAUUAUACAAUUACAGACUAUGAAUCUUUAAAAUGUAUAAAUGAAUAACUAGUUAAAGUGGGUAAACGAAUAAUUAUGAUUAUUACUUAUAUUUUAUAAAAAAAAAAAAAUAUUUUAUACAAGAUUACAUUACAUUACAAUUACAAUUAUAUUACCCAUAUUAUUUAUCAAAAUUAGUACACGAUUGAUUUUGGUGACGUUUUGAAUUGCACAAAACACCAUUCUUACAGCAUAUACAUCGAUUAUUGGUGCAUUUAGUGAUACAAGCACAUUACAAAAACCCAGUCAAUUUCCAAUUUAUUGUUCUGUAGCUGUAAAUCGUAGAGAAAUUUGUGUUUCUUAAGGAACAUCGCUUAAUGAUAUAGGUUUUCGGAACAAAUAGUGAAUUGGAAAUGCACAUUUAACUGUUUUGAAAUACCUAUUUCAAAAACUAAGGUAUUGUUAAAAUAUAUAAAUUUAAAAAAAAAAAUCAAUAAAUCUUAUACGUACCAUUUUUACAUUGAAGUUGAUAGAACCUGUCUUCAGUCAUUUUGAGAACCACAGCAAUUACCGAUCGAGGGUCUUCCCUCCCUUUACCAACAUCAGGAAUUUUAAUUUGAACUUUUGAACCUAAUUUUGCUUCUGGAAAUUUAGUAUUUGAUAAAUUAUUUAUUUUUUUUUCUUGUAUUUUUAAGUUGUCUCGUGCAUUUUGUCGUUCUUCUCUUUGUUUGCGUUUUCUAUUUUCGUUUGAUGGUAUCCCUUGUAAUAUAGUGUGUGGCAAUAUACUUGACGGUAGGCCAGUCUUAGGGUCAGUUCCAACCAUCGCAUUGUAUGGGCUUCGUUUAAAUCUAGAAUGAUAAGUUUCUUAUAUCUCUCUUUGAAAACAUUAAAACCCUAGCUGUUCUAGAAUCCACCGAUUAUUUUUUGUUUUAUUAUAAACGAGGCUACCAAUUCUACUUGGUUCUUGGACGUUUUAAUGUUUCAAUUUUGGCUGGCGAUGUGAAGACUGUAAACAUUGGUCUUAAUGGUCGCAAUAUAAAGCUUUUUUUAGUUUCUCGAGAAAGUACUUCGUAGUAUAAUAUUUCCUCGGACUUAUUUAUACGAAUGCCUAUCAAACGGGCUCUGCCAUUUUUUGAUGCUUAAUUUUACACAUAGAUAGUUAAAACUUGUGACGUUUAGAUUUUAAGUGAAGUGAAAAUUGUAUUGAUUUUACAAUGAUGUUUAUUUUUUUGUUUGUUUAUUUGUACUUUUAUACCAGAAAUUUUGCUCCAAUUUUGAAGUGUAAUCAAUUUUAUGAAAGAAAAUUUUAUCCGGGUAUCCUUUAAGACAGUAAUUUUUUGAUUUUUCUAGGGAUUUUAAUAAUAAAUUGGAAAAACUGGGAAAAUUUACGAAAUGUAUUAUUUUCAAUUUUGUUUUUUUGUUGUUAUUCAGUUUAAAAAAUUCGUAGAGACUUGGAAUUUGGACAGAAUAUUUAUAUUUGCUUUUCCUAGAUGUCCUAAAACAACCGCAGUAGCCCAUGUAUCGUGUAAUUUAUUUCCGCCUUUUUUUUGUAUACAUCCUCUCAUCCGAAUUGUUUGAGAAACCAUUCGAUUAUGUGAGAUCUCAAUUAUUAUUAAUUACUGGCUCAUUUAUUUAAGCAGAUAUUUUAAUAGGUAGGUAUCCAAUCAAUGUUAUGUAAUAUUUAGGAAUUUACAGAAAAAUAAAUUAAAAAUGGUACGUAAUAAUUUUCGAGACAUUUUAUCGUUUCUGCAGACUUAUAAAAUAUGCAAUUAUAUGGCGCCUUUAUCGUUUUAUUUACCCACACACCUUAAAAUAAUAUUAUUUAACGUUUGUGGAAAAUUGUAUAAGUGUAUUUUUCAUAAUAAUAGGUUUGAUAAAUAUAGUCACGCUUAUAAAAAAUAUCAAAUGCUUGCGUAUUCCAAUAUCAAAUAUAAUUAUAAUUCCGUUAUUUUGAAAUACCUAAUUAAAAUGUAAUUUUAACUUACCUGUAUAACACAUUGUGUAUAUAGUGUAACUUUAUUAUGUUUGUCAUAGCCAGAAUGUCUAAUAUUGUAUAAAUAUUUUUAUGACUCCGCAUAAAAUUACUUUUUUUUACGGGUACAAGUCACGUCUUGUUUUUUUAUUUUUGUCCGAAAGGCUAAAUAAUUGUUUUACAAUAAGUUAUCUCUUCUACCUCGAAGAGUAGUCGAUAAUUUGUCUUAUUAUUGUUAAAAAUAUGACUUCUGACGCAUUGGAUUUGGGUUUUGAAAAUUAUUUUUCCGAACCUUAUAAUUAAAGUUUGAAUAUGACUGACUAUUUUUCUAAUUUUCUUUUUUUUUGGGGGGGGAGGAGUAUUUGGUUACAAAAUUAAAAAUUGAAAUCAUCCUAAUGGAAAUCAAAAAUUACUCUGAAGUCUUUUUCAUCAGAUUGAUCAGUAUAACGGUGGCAGCAUUUUGCUGGUAUGGUAUCUACUGAAUACAAAAAUUAAAACUGAUUGUAAAAAACUACAUUGAUGACAUAAUAGACAUUAAAAAAAAAAAAAAACAAACUAAAAAUUAUUAUUAAUAUUAUAAUAAAUUAGUUACGCGUAUUAUGUCUAUUUUCAUUGAAACCAUUUUUGAUUCCUUUAUAUCGUCGUGUAACAAAUUGAUUUUAACACAUAAAUUAUUAUUUGUAUUUAAUUAAUUUGGAUGGUUGGCAUAAAAAACAAUUAUUUAACAUUUUUCAUUUUUUUUUUAAUAAAUACAACACGUUUUAAUUAAAUUGCCGAUCAAUAUAUUAUAUUCUUUCCUUAAUACUGCUAUACUAGUAUAAUAUUACUAUUUAAUUUCAUAUCUUUGUAAAAAUAAGUUAUGGAAAAAGAUGAAGGAAAUAUAAUUAAAAAUACGAAAUCACACGCAUGUGUUGUACUCGUAAUAAUAGAUAAUUAUACUCGAUGUACACUUGAAAAAAAAAUUAUUAGAAAUGACACUAUACCUGUUACAUGUGCGAGUCUUAAAAAUAUAACAUUAAAAAAUUAAUAAAAACUCUUAAAAAUGUAUUUAACAAAUUAUUAUUAACCUAUAUCAUAAGAAUUAUAUACUGUAUAUACUUAUUUCAUAUUAUCUGAACUUUCAACGCACGAAUAAUUUGUUUAGAAAAUUGUUUAGAUCCUGAGUGUAACAAAGAAGCUAUUAGUUUUACAAAGAUGUGUUUGUUUUUUUUCUCAGAAAACAUUCUUACGGUUAGUAACUACUAAUAUUAUGGUCUAAUUUUUCCACGGCGUACCUCAGAAUACGUGGAUUUUUAUUUCUAUUUCUAUUUUUAUUUUAGAUUUUAUUUGAAAAAUAUUUUGAAGUUCUAAAAAGAUUGCUUUUGUGUUUUCUCUAAAACCACUUUUUGUUGUUUCUAAAAAUGUUCCGAAUUUGUCGCGCAGUAUACCUCAAAAAAUACGAAAUUUCCGGGCGAUGGUAUUUUAUUUGAAACAAUUUAUCGGAAUACAGUUCACUUCCUAGGUCUUUUUUGUUUUUAUCGAUGUGUGGGUUACUUUGGUGACAAGAGAAAAGAACAGCUAAUAUUACUCCAUUCAGAAUCGUUUAUCGUUCGUAGUGAUUUAUCACAUUAUACAGUAUGUAAUAAAUUAAAUUACUAUAAAUAUUAUACCUUCCGAACUGUCCAUCUACAAUAGUGACCUAAAUAUGAACCAUGGUGCAAAGUAUGUCUAACUUUUUUUUUAUGAUACAUAUUAUUUAUAUUAGCUUACGUACCGAAAGAGUCUCAAAAUUAUAAAAUAUAACAAGCGGACAAACUUCGCUACUUCGCACGAUGGAUGGGCCGUUGUUAUGGGUGAGAAGUUCAGAAGGUAAAGGGGAAAUUUAAUGUAUAUUUGUACACAAAAAUUUAUCAUUGCUAACAAAAAAUGAUUCUGGGCGGAAAUUGGUCACACAUGUUUCGAAAUGCCUUAAUAUUUAAGAUUUUAAAAUAAUACAUUUCGUCAAUUUUCCCGGUUUUCCUACGUUUUUUCCCAGAGAAAACUCAUUAUAAAACCAAAAAAUAAUUGUCUUAAAAUAUCACCCCAGUCAAAUUUUCUUUCAGAAAAGGUGUUACACUCGAAAAUCAGAGCAAAAUUGUUGGUACAAAAGUUGUUCACAGAAAAAAAAAUUAAUAAACGUCAUUGUAAAACCAAUACAUUCCUCGCUCCGCUCAGAAUCUAAUAUGAAAUAUAACAAUGAUUCAUUAUUAAUGAAAUUAAAAACAACAAUAAAAAAAAUAAUAUUCUGCAGUAAUAUAUUUUAGAUAAUAAUAAAUAUAAUGUCAUAAAAUCGAUGUCAUAUUUCAUUCCUUUUUUUACAAUCUCUUUUAAAAAAAAUAAUUUACUCUAUAAUAAAUUGCUUAUAUGUUCUGUGUACUUCUCGUUUUGUUUUUGUAUUCAGUCGCCUUAAUUUUCGUCGUAAAUAUACACAAUUGACUGUAAUACUCCGGGUAUGUUUUUCUUCAUAUUUAUUUAUUUUUCAUUUAUAAUAUUUGUACAAAAAUGCUAAUUUCUCUUAAUGUAAUUAUACUUGUUCGUUAAAUUAUUUUAAUUUACAUAAUGUAAAUGUAUCAUCGAACAAAAUGCAACAAAAUGUAUACGUCAUCUGCAACGGUCGGUUUAGAUUAUCUUUUAAGUUCCAUGUCUCAAUUUCAAGUUCACACGUUUAUUACCAAAAUGAUAGCUACCCCGUUAGAUAUAAAAUGAUGUUCCUAAUCAAAACUUGCAAUAAUAACUUACUACCGAACCGUAGCAUAAAAAUAUAUAAAUGUACGUGUUAUAAAGCGUAAUGUGACGAUAAUAAUCAAUAUUUUUAAUUAUUACAAAUAAUUUUUCUUUAAGGUAAUCCGUCUCUAGGAUCUAUUCCUGCCCUACAAUUUCGCCUCCAGUUUCCUUCAUCCGCUGCCUGUGUCUUCUACCUCACUGCGUCUUUCAUGUGGUCUUUUUCCAGUGGGAUUUUCUUCAUAUACGUACAAACAUUAUUCAAUUACAAUAUUUCCUUUUCUUCUGGCUUUUUCCAUUCUCUAAUGGUUUUUACAACCAUACAACAUCACUCCAUCUAAUUCCUAUUGUGGACCACGAUUCUCCGGUCUUGCAUUCCCAGAACUCUAAUAUUCAUAUUCAAGUACGUCGAUCCCUUUUCUCCUGGUCUAUCACUCAAAGUUUCUUCUACUCAAACUUACAUUCUACCGUUAUUUCUUCUUAUUAUAUGACCUUUUCAAUUAUUCAGUCUCUGAAGUCUAACCUCAAAAUUCGUCACUGGCUAUACGUUAAUACCGUGUCAUACUCUCGCAAAUGUUGUAUCUUCGCCAAUUAUUUGUUGUUUCAUCAUAAACAGGUCUGCAAGUUCUUCUUACAUAUUUUGUUUUUGAACUUCUUCGGUUUCUAUUUUGUCGGACGAUUUAAAUAUUAUCAUAUUUGCAUUAAAAUAACACAAGGUUAUAUUUUAGUAUUAUUAUUAUUAUUUUCAAAUGCACCGGAAUCGUUUAAUAAAACUUUGAAUAUUAUUUCAGUUUAUUAUGCUUUGUGUUUUUUUUUUUUUUAAUAAUUGUUCGCUAUAAUUUGGUCGCGUGUGUUGUUAUUUUUUCCUUUAGAAAUUCAUAAAUAUUAAUUUUUGUCGCAUGCUAAUUUCGAUACGGUUUAUUUUUGAUAUUCAUGAAUCUGUUUUAUGACCGUAAUGAAUGAAUAAUAUUCAUGUAAGUAGACAACAAAUAUUUAUACAAUGUAAAACAACUUAAUAUAAACAUUUUUAAAGAUCUAUCGUUUUGAUUAAACAAGAUAAUAAUUUUGAAUUUUCAAAUCAAAGCAAUUCAAUAUCGCACUGAUUUAUUAUUAUUUGUAUUAUAAUUCACGAUUAAUAAUUGUUAUAGAUAUUUUUAUAAAUCAUAAAAUAUUUUUUUUCCAUAUUUAAUUCACAUACUUUUAUUUUCGGGUGUACUUUCAUUUUUCCCAGUAUAUUUUACUUUUUUUAGUUUUCCACGAAUAUACAAUGCGCGUAUUUGUAUACUGUACCGCCGAUCAUAAUAUUACAUUACAUUAUUGUAGACCGGUGUCCUAUCGGUACGUAUAUCGAUUAUAAGUUCUGAAUAUUCAAACCGAGAUAAUAUAUUGUAAGCAUUACCUACAUAUUUUAUUACCCCUUCGAUCGUGUAUUCGUGUAGGCACAUAUAUUAUAAUGCAUUAGUCUCCCGCAGUGACGAGGGAAGAUGGGUAAAACGAGAAACAGACGUCAACGCAUUUUCGUCUUUAUGUGUACUUACAUACCAUAUAGAUAAAACAGACGACUAGUACACCGCGUGUAAUUGGAACCAUCGUUAUGUUUUAUUUAUUUGCUUUUUUUUUUUUUUUUUUAUAUAUAUAUACAUUUAUACAAUGAAUCUCCGAGCCUUUGAAGCGAUAAAAAGAAAAACGUAUACCGCUCUAUACACAAUAUGCAAUACGUAUAUAACGGUAAAUAGAGUAUACUGCAGUAUAAUAUUAUAUAGUGUAUACGUAUGUAAUCAUUUUUCCAUCGUUAUAGCCGUGACGGGAAAGGGUUUCACACCAACGUCGUAUAAUAAUAUACAGCGUGUCCCGUCUUAUACGUGCCGCUAAAUUUCUCUUACCGACGUCCAUAGAUUGAAAUGCGAUGUUCUGUGACCUAUGCAAAUGGAUACCGAAGUACACAUCAUUUCAAGAAUUUUUAAAUUGUUUAAAUCCGUCGACGCGUGAACACGCGAAAUACUACUUGGUUUUUUUUUAAUUGUUUUAAAUUGCAACCCCCGUUAUUGAUAUACCGGAAAUGGCUAGGUGAAUUUCUUUUUAAACACAUUUUGAUCCGUCGAUUCCUCUGGUACUGAAUCUAAAAUUGACCGAGUUACAGCUAUUUUCGAUAAAUAAAAUGAGUAAAUCAUUGUAUUCAAAUGUGGCGACAGAAAUUAGAAUUCUAUCGAAACAAAACCGAGUUGUAUCGCGCACGGAACAUUCAUCGGCAAAGUUUAACUUUUUGAAUUUUCUUAAAAUGUGCAUUUCGGUACCUUCUAAAACUGCUGCCGCGGAGAAAAAUCGCAUUUUUCUACGUAUAAGGUCGUGGGACUCAGACGCGCGCAUAACGAUAUACUGGUAUACAUAAUAUUAUACAUGACUGAACACACUGUAUAUACCUAGGGAAAUUUAAAUAUCGUGUAUAUUUUCAUUUUCAUUUUUUUCUGUAACGCAAUUAUUGUAUACCAUUUCAUGUAACGCGCACAAUAAUUUUGCCAAUACCGAGUUUUGAAUUCUACGCGACUUAUUAUCAUUUUGUCGUGUACAUUUGUGUUUCAGAUAUCGACGUUGGUGGCGCACAGGGAACGGCCGUUUUGUACGGAGCGGACGGCCAGAGCGAUCGCCAGGGUCGGCCAGGGGGUGAAUUUGGCCAUCGAGCGGUUCGUGACCGUCGGCGAGACUAUUGCGGACGACAAUCCGGAGAUAAAGGCCGACAUGUACCAGGAGUGCAAGGAGGCCAGGGCGGCAGGUGAGUAUCGGCCGCGGAGGUGGCUGGAGGAGGGCUGCUGUAUAUACACGCGCGCGUCACGUCGAGAUAUAGAGCAGCGAAACACCCUCUCAUCCCGUGUACGGCCGCUACCCCUUCUCGACCCCAAAACACACACACACACACACACACACACGCGCGCGCGCGCGCGCGCAUAUACAGGGUGGUAUACGACCCAGCCAUUAUCUGGCGUACGAAGGUUUCGAGUAUAUAGUAUAUAAUACAUUCACAUUGAUUUUGGUUUUUAUUUUACUCGUCACACUCGUCGGCUUUUGAUUUUCCAACGGCGACCCGCGUUUUCACACUCGAAACGUGAAUUAUUUCGUUUCACCAAUAUCGGAUUUACUAGAUUUCAAUGUUAAGUACACGUUUCUAUUGUUUUAUUUUGCUGCGCUUGAAUAAUUCAAUUCAAGUAGCUACGAAGUGAUUACAUACAUAAUUCGAUUAAUAUAUUAUAACAGAUAUUACAAAAGUGAAACUAUUAUUUUGUAUUUUUCGCUGUUUAAUUGUAUUUUCGGCUUUUUCUUUCGGUGCGUUUGAGGGCAUACAAAUCCUGUUCUUAUAUAAUCACACCCGCAGCGAACCAAUUGUAGAUCGUAUACGGGGGCGAGGGGGUUAUGUCUAAACACGAAUAUGAAAUUUAAUUAUAACAUGACUUCAGUGACGUGCACAGGGGGGAGAUUAGGGGUUAUAUCCUCCCUCCUCCGGCUUGAAAUACAAAAAUAUAUGAGUUAUCUAAUGUCGAAAUGCAUAUAUUUCAGCCAAGUUACGUGGAAAAACUUGACGUAUUGAUUAGGAACUAUUCUUUUUUUAGGAUCCGGCUAUUAAAUUGCCAAUUAUCACAGUCGAUUUGGGUAGAGAAAAGGAACUUACAAUUUAUUCACAAUUCUUAUUUGUUACAUGCUCUCCCAUUGAUAAUUCCUGGGCACGCCACUGCAUGACUUACAUCGUGUACGUUUUGAAAUUAUUUCGUGACGAUAUUAAACGAUUCGAUAAAACGACUAAAAUCAAAUUUAUCACGGUGGAAAUCUUCGCGUAUAAAGGUCCGUGAUAUUGGUAUCGCCCUGUAUAUAGGACGUAUUGCACGAUUCACCCGACCGACGUCGCCGAUCGUAUUACCGUCACCUGGUCGCCGGCAGAACAAUUUUUUAUCUCUUGUCGUACAAUGCUUGCGCAGUUGUAUAGACACGGGGACGACACGAGCGUCGAGUUGACGGGAACGACGGCGAUGAAACGUCAUCGUAGACGUGUCACAUAACAUUCGCCCAUGUACAACGGUGGCGAAACACGCGUUUACGUCUUCCGGCCCGAUUUCCGGACGUGCCCAUUUCCGGCCGAAAAAUGGUAUUUUCCGACUACCGCCGUGACACGCGCGCUCCCGGAUUGCGCGACAGACUCGCCCUCGCGGAAUUCCCUCGACGACGACGCGGCGGUCGAAUUUUUUCCCGCGGCUAGGACUUCCCCGCGCGUUCAUUUUUUCUCACCCGCCCUUGUUCCAAUACCUGGGGAUGAAUCGGGCACAGCACGAACCUGCGUCACACGCUCGUGUCCGGUCAUCGUUUUAUUAUUUUAUUUAUUUAUUUUCGUUCACACCUUCGCCGGAUGUGCAUAAAUCUCCCGAACGGCGAACGGAUUAACGGCAAAUCCGGCCGAAGGCGCGUAUAAUAAUACUGUUAUUAUUAUACAAUAGUCGUCUGUUUCCAAGUACACGAUCGUGAUGUUUAGCUAAUUUAUCACCCGACAGGAUAAGCCCACCCGAUAUUAUAUGUGUGUCCAUGAUGCCGCCCUAUUACAUCACCAUAUUAUAUAUAGUGUUAUAUACACAACCAUUGUUUUUUUACACUUUUAUCACCAUAAACCGGCUAUACUAUUUACCUAAAUUAUUUAUUGUGACGGUUGUUAUUUUACACGUUUUGUUCAAAACGUUUCUCUCAUUUUGUAUUUUUAUAUUUAUUCCGAGUUAAAUAUGAGCUUUUUUUUUUUUUCUGUCUACAAACAAUUUUUUACCACAAAUCUUGCUCCGAUCGUCGAAUGCAUAGCAUCUUUCCUAAAAUAAAAUGUUAUCCGUUGGGGAUGUUAUAAUUGGGGGGAAAACGAAAAACAACGUAGGAAAGGGGAAUGGGAAAAUGUAUUAUUUUGUUUUUUUUUUUGUUUUUAGGUUGGAAAUAAUUUUAGUAACCUGAAAUCUUAUCUCUGCUUUUAUAGACGUGGUAAUUUUGACGAAAAUCGUAAAAAUCAAAACAUGUUUAAUCGAACUUCGAUUCAGAAUCGUUAUUCGUUAGCGAUGAUUGACCGUUGCGUACAGAUAUGAAUUAAACAACUCCAUGUAUUCUAGCUUCUUAACUUCUGACCUACAAUAGUGGUACGUUCGUUAGCCUCAGCAGUAUCAACUCAUUUUUUUUUUUUUUUUUUAAACAUUUCGCGAAACAUACAUUUUAAGCUUUUAAAAUUUAAUCAACUGUAUUUUGUCCGCUCAAAAUGUCAAUAGCAUACUGCAGGACAGAGCAAUAUCUUCUUCGUGUUUGUAUAUACAUAAUGAAAUACACACAUCGUCAACCGAAUACAAAAAAAGAAAACAAGAUUCGCCGCACACGAAUAUUAUAUAAAAACUUUUCAAUAAGAGGGCAUGUUGAUAUAAAACCUUUUUAUAGUUAUAAAUAUAUAUUUUAAAGUUAAAUAAAAUGCACCGAGUUUAUUCAUUUAUUCGCCAUUUUUAAAGUACUAUAAUAUUAUAUAGUAUUAUAAUAUUCUGUUAUCGAAAAUCCCUAUUUAACACAAUAUUAUGCAUAUAUAGGUAUUUUAGUUUAAAAUAUUCACCAAAAAUCACCGUUCAAAAAAAAAAAAACCUUUCCAUAUAUCUGUUAUUCUUUUUACAAAACCUCACUUUAGAAUUUGGAGAAUCACUUUAUUAGUUAUACUUUAAUGAGAAAGCUAAUUACCUACUGAAAAACCGCAGGUUGACAUUUUAAAAAAGCAUUUUUUUUUUCCUUUUACAAUAUAAUUUUAAUUUGGAAAACUUCUUUCUGUAUUAUAUUGUAUUGCAUAACGUUGUGUUUAGAGAAUUAUAGUUUUGUCUUUUUACAACACAGAACUUUUAAUAGACGGGUAUUUAUCUCGUUGUAUGAAAAAGUUAAAAGUCUCACUGUAUAAGCUUGAAAAAAAAAAUCGUUAUAGUUUUACUAUAAUAGUGUUAUACAACUACAAAAAUGUACCAAUAAAAGUGCAUCUUCGAAAAGAUUUAUAGGUUUUAUUUCUUUUUACCAUUAAAUGCGAAAAAAGUUAUUUCAUUUUAGAUACGAAAUAUUAUAUCCUAUAUAGUAUAUGAUAUACUCAUUUCUAUAGGUUGUUUUUUUUUUCACUCUGUAUGGUUCAUCCAUUAACAUACGUAUCUCAAAAUAUUUCAUCGAUCUAUUCAUUUUCGUUUUGAUGUUCCACUCCUCUAUAAACUACAAACGGCUUAGCGUAUCAUACGCGGUGCAAGGACAAAAGAGGGACAAGUUUCCCUCAUUUUUCCGUGUUCGCCAUGUAUAAAAAUGUUAUUUUUAUAUUUUGAAAUUAAUAAAUCCACGCAGAUUAUGCAAAAAUAAGCGUAAUACAUGUAAUUUUGCUACCUCCUGCAAGAUUUUUUUUAUAGACGAUACGCCCUUGUUUAGUACCUAUGUAACCAAACUGCAAAGUAAUUGUAAAUAUUGGAUAUUGAUCCGCCGUCAAUAUGUAUUAUGCAUAAAAAGAUCCUUUUUCUCAUUAAUAAUGCACUCUAUUUUUGUUUACUGUAUAUUAUAUUAAUAAUGUUAAUUUGAGUUUUCAAUAUGGUAUGUCUUAUGGAGAAUGAGUAACGGCUGUAGAAAAAAAAUAUAAAAUUUUAUGUGGGCGUCUAUCUGUACAAACUUAAAAGAAAAUCGUUUGUAGUAAAUAAAUAUAUUUUGAUGAUAUAGAUUGCUUUAUUGUAAUUUUAUUUGUCGUAAUAACUUGCAAUACAAUAUUGGUUCGAUAAAUUCAUAUUUUCGAAAAAUACGGAUAACUACCUACUUAUUCGUAAUACACUUUUUAGUGUAUUCGUAAAGAAACAUCAAAAGUUUGAAUACUAUUAUAAUAACGUUAUUUUUGAAAAAUGUUUGCUAAUAUGUUAACGAGGAAAUUUUUUUAUAUUAUACUUGUAUUAUUCGCGCUGUAUUACAAAGUGCAAAGUUAUUUGUAUAAGUAUAGUGAAUUUAAUGUUGGUAUGCUUGUCAGUAUUUAUUAGAUACCGGAACAUAAAUUGAACAAUAUUUUAUCUUAUAUAUACUAGUUCGAUUUUUUAUAUUUAUAUCGUCGAAAACCAUAAAUAUAUUACAUUUUUUUUGAAAUUUUAUAGGUUAUGUAUAUUUACUGUUUAAAUAUUAAAAUGCGAAAGCGAAAAAUGUUGUAGUAUUUAUAUCUUAGUUUAAAAAAUGGCUGCGGGGGUCUUUAUUUUUUUUUUUAAAAUGCACCAAAAUGUCAACUACAGUUCUCAUUAAAGGGAUGUUACUCAUUAUAAUAUACUCGUGUAUACUUUCUGUAAUUCUGUCAGUAUUUUCUCUGCGUCCGAGAUCUCUGUUAUUAUAACAUUUACGUUAUAUGAAAUGGUUUAAAGGUCGAAAUUUUAAAAUUUGUAAUUUUAACACAAAACACGAACCGAUACCGGCCACUCGAAUACUUUCUCCGUUUUUGGCCCGGACGGUACAUACAAUAUUAUCAUGUGAAAAAAAAUCAAGGCACGUGGAAUUUAAAUCGAUAUUCGCGGGUUCAAAAACCCAGACCAAAUUUAAAGAGGAGAAUAUUUUUUCGUUUUACUUUUAUCUCCACGUGGAGGAGGGACAUGCGUUUUGUAUAAUAUAUGCUACGCAGCUUGUUUGUCGGAUAAUACUUUACAAAAAAAGUAACGUGUAAUGGCCCCAAAAAUAAUACAUCCACUUAAAACUUUUGUUUAUGGGCGUUUAAACUUUAAAAUGUAAAUUCCGUACCUAUAAACGUCACAAUAUUUACGUUCGGCGUGACGUUUAUUCGUUUGGUAGGUAUAUUCUCCGAUGAAUCGACGAGCGCAGAAUAUUAUGCUGGCGGGUCUUAAUAAUUUAAUUUCAGGGAUGCGUAUACACAGUGUUUCUGAUAUUAUUAUCUAAAUAAUUUAUAAUGCCGAUAGCUGGGCAGGUAUAGGUGUUUAAUUUUCUUUUAACAUUUCGAAACUCAUAAAUCUAAUUUACGUGCACACAAUUAAGCAUCGCGGUAAUAAUAUAACCGUUCAUCAACCUAUUUUAACCGAUCGAAAAUAAACACAAUCUAUAUUAUAAUACUGCGGGCUCUAAGUUUUUCUUCGUAUUUUAGAUUCUGAGCAUAACAAAGGAGCUAUUGGUAUUACAAAGACGUGUAAUGUGUUUUAUUUUUCUUUCGGAAAACACUUUUACGGUUAGUGAAAAUGAUCCGAUUUUUUCACGUCGUACUUUAAAAAUACGAGGAAUUUUCGCCUGAAAUACAUUAUUUGAAAUAAUAUCGACAUUUGUAACAGUUCACUAAAUAGGUCUUUUUUCUCGAGUGGUUUAGGUGAUUUCUUAGUUGAUUCGAUAACGAGGAAAAACACGAUUAAUUAUACUAUUUCACUCAGAAUCGUUUUUUUUUUUUUUAAUCAAAAAUAAUUUAUCGUGACAUACAGUAUAAUAACUAAAUUACUUUGUAUACAUAAUAUAUAUAUAUUACAUAUGACUUCCCAACUAUACCCAGUACCCACCUACAACAAUGUCCUAAUCGUGGUAUUUUUUGAGUAUAUUUAAACCUCUAAAACAAUUUGUAUUUUAUAGGUUAUAAUAAUAUUUGGAUUCAUAUGUUUUUAUUUUAUUUUUUCGUCGGUUUAAAAAAAAAAAGCCAUUGAGUCCUUCGCCGACAACACCACUAUUUUCCAUCUAUUCCUAUCAGUUAGCUGUCAAAUCUAAUUUUUCAUUCCCAUCAUAGUUUAGAUCUUCCUAUACCUACUUAUUUCAUCCAACUAUCAUCUGUCUUGGGCGUCCUAGUGGUGACUUAUACUCCGGGUUCCAUUUUACUGCUUUUAACUUAUAUUAUGUUCUUCCACCCACUACACGUGUAUUGUCCAACUUAUCUUUUCGGUGUUCGAUGUCCCCACUUCUUUCAACAUAUCUUGGGUUUUAUUUUAUUUUAUACGCUCCAAAUGUAUUACGGAAACUUGGUGCAGGAAUUUUCUCUCGAAUAUUCGCCUUUUUUUUUUUUCCGGUGGACAGCGUCUCAAAUGUAUAAAGUGCAACCGGGCGUAUACCACGACCCCGUAUUUAGUUUGUUUUUCUAUGAUAUCAUGGGUUUCAAUACGACUGAACUUAAGGUAAAAAAAAAAUUCGUUUAGCAGCGUUAUAUUCUUUGUUGAGUUUCCUUAACGGUUAUUUCCAAACGAGUUUAUUUCGAUUCCCUGACAUUUAAAAGUGUAGGUAUUCUACACUAAUUUCACCCGAAAUUCUUGUUAUCUAUGCAAUUCGUUUUUUUUAUUUUGCUAAAAUGCUUUCCUGUAAAUAGUAUAAUAUUAUAAAUGGUUUUCGUUUCAUUGAAAUAUUAUUUAAGUAAUUGUUAUUAUCACGCGUCAUUACAUAUAUACGCUGUCGAUGUCCCGACGAAAUAAUAAAACCAAUCACGUUUACGUACACAUAGGUACGCAGCUACACGGAGAACGUGUGCAAUUCGUGUUCAAUGUUUGUCCGACAAUAUUAUUUGAAAUGAAAUUUGUGUUUUCUAUCCCGAACGUGUUGAAUAUAAUACGUGUAAACAUUGUAUAAUAUUUUACAUGAAUAGGCCAUUUGUUUCGACGUUAUUAUCCUGCAUAAUAAUAUCCAAUAACAGUAAUAUAACGGUGAAAACGUAAUAGGCAUUCUAAAAUAAUAUUGCUCUCGCAUGUUCUCGCGAUAUUCAAUGAGUGCGUGUAAUGUUAUCAAUUUUAUAUUUCAUUGAAUUAUACAUGUAGAUAAUGGUAUAAUGGUUGCAGGUAUACCUAAAGUAAUAUGGAAAUCAUUGGCGGACACAUUGCGUUAUACAGAGUGAUCGAAUUAUCAUACAUCGGAGAUUUUCUUGAAGGAUUUAUAUAAGUGUAUUUUGAUAUUUCGGUUUGUUUUUAUAAUUACGGAAUCGUUUGAAUUUUAUUUUAACGAAAUGUUCAACUUUUUAGAUUUAUUCCUAAAAUUAGUAGUGCAAUGUAGAUUUUAAGACGGAUUCAAAUGGAGGAUAUUCUCCUACUCAUUUUGAUAGGUAAUAACCCUAAUGUGCAUAGGGUUUACCGUUUAUGAGUUAUAGCAGUUUAGACCGGUCUAGUAAGACAGUGAACUUAUCGUCUAAAAUUUGAUAUAAAAUUCAUUACUAAAUAUUCAAAAUAAUUACAAUUAUUUAAAAACGCAGAAAUCAAAUUCACUUAAAAUCCUUCGAGAAAAACGCUAUGGUUCAUGAUAAGCCUAUUAUGAACUUAUAUUAUCCUGUAUUGUUAUACAUGUAUAUAAUAUAGUAUAUUAAAACUUAAAUAUCGCAUUCUAUUUGUGCAUAUUUCAUCAAUCAAUCAAAUAAUAUCGACUACACAAUGGUUUAUAAGUUAUAUUCCGUGUUUAAUUAUUAACAGUACGAUAUUUUUAUUUAUUUAUUUUUUUAAUCUGCAAUAAUUAACUAAUAAUAAUGUCGUCCUAACCAUUUUUCUACCGUGAAUUAAAAUAUCGUCUUGGUAAAAUUGUCCAUUUACGGAAUGGAUAAAUUUCGAAAGAUUCGUUGGUAAAAUAGCCUAUCAGUUAAAAAUAUAGGUUUAAAAAAAUACCGUUUUUUCGAUUUCUUUGAUUAUUCUUUAAAAUAUAUGGGAUUAAAACAUAUUAUUAUAAUACACAGAUGAUUUUUGGCAGUUUUAAAAAAAAAAAUCGAACUUCUCGAACGCUUAAAGUAUCUAACACAUAUGUAUUUUUAUAUUCAGUUCAAGGGCACCCGCAAAAAUAUAUAAACCAAGGGUGGGCAAAGUCAAAAAUAUAAGACUUACAACUUACAAAUCAUUAUGGCUUAAAUACUUAAGCCAUGCAAGUUAUAAAAUAAUUAAUAUUUAAUAUUAACUAAAAUAGCGGGAUGGGGGAAUGGCCCCCACCGACAUCCUCCUGCGGACGCCCUUGAUUCGAUUUUAAGUUAUAUUUAAUUUAUCAAUUAUUCAUUUGAAUAACUAAUCAGUUAUAAUAAUGUGCCACAUUCAGCGCGUGAACCCAUUUCCAAAGUUCCGAAUGACAUUUCUAUAUCUGAUAUGUUAUUAGCUUGAGUGUAUAUAAUAUAAUAGUUUUGAUAAUAUCUAUAGAUAUCGUUUUGAAUAAUUAAAUAAAAUAAUUAUCAAGUGUCCUAAUUUCAGAAUUUAUGCGUGCAUAUACGACAUACAACUUACAUACGUAAAAUAUGGAUUUUAUUUUAUUGCGGAAAAAAAUAAUUAGAAUUUAAAAAGUUGAAGUGGCCUUCGGUGUACAUAAUAAUUUAAAUAGGGAAAAAAUGCCAGGUAAAUAUAAGCCAGGAACAACUACUGGCGAGUAGGGAAUAAUAUAAUAUAUUUCACGUAAUACUUGCUUUUUCAACCGAUUAAAAAAAAUUAUAAUGAAACGAAUAAAUAUAAUUUUUUGUAAUUCUAUCACUCUAAGGUUACAUUUCGUUUAUUCAGAAUAUUAUGUUGUAUUUUAUCAAAGUAUAAUUUUUUUUUUAUAUAAUUAGAACGCGAUCUUCUAUGCUGUAAUUUUAAACAGUUAUACUUUACAUAUACAGGCAUUUGAUAUUAAAUCAAUCGUUUUGUAAAAUAUAUAACUAUAUAGACAUUUUAUAGAUAGACAAUUUUGUACCUAUAUAUUAAAUGAGUCUGUCAAAGGUUUUGCCAUUAAUUAUUAUGUACCUAUAAUCGAAUAUCAGUGUUGCGAAUGAAUAUGUAACAUUUUAAAUUAAAAACGAAUCGUUUAUUAUUAUUUUUUUUUUCUUGUAAAUGUACUUAAUAUAUGAAGCUAUAGGUACGAAAAUAAUGCCAUACUAACGAGGUUAUUAUUUUUUUUAAAUUAUUUUCAAGGUGAUACUUGCAAAUCACACUGUUUACCUAAAAAUAUUCUUAUAUAUAUAUUACAAUCUGGUAUUAUUUUUGAAGAUCGAAGAUAAAGUUAUAUUAUUGUAAAAUAAUAUUCCUAUUACGCGUACGAGAAAUAUCGGAAAUUUUUACAUACAUACAUAUAUAUAUAUAUAUGUAAAAAGUUAAAAAUAUUAGUGAUUUAGAAAAGAAAAAAACAUAUUUUUGGCUACGUGCAUGAAAUAGAAUCGUUCAGUUUGUGUACACAAAAAAAAUACCAAGUUUAUGUCACAUAAUAUUCUAAUACGACUUAAAUUCAGGAAAAAUGUUUUAUCCUUAUAUACUGUUUAUUAUAUAAAUUAUAUUAUGAUGAUAGUGUUCAGCACAACGAUAAUAGGAACAAAAGGUUAACUCUUAAAAUGUUAAAGGCAUUAGUACUAAAAAUAUAUAGUAUUCUACGAGUAAUUGCGUUUACUUAGUAUAAUGAAAAUUAUAUUUAUUAUAUAGACGUUAAAAGCUAUAUUAUAGUUUUAUAAAACUUAAAAGUAUAAAUAAGCUUUUAGUACUUUUUUUUUUUUUAUUUCAGAAAUUAAAAUAAACAAUUCAAGCAAUUCGUAUAAAACGUAAUUACGUUUUAUAUAUCAAGUAUAUCAUCGCGAAAAGUAAUUAAUCGCGUUAAUCUAAUUCAUUUAUUUUUAUAUUUUGUUAAAUCCGCGGAUAGGUAUAAUGCCUACAUAAUAUUAUAAUAAUAAAUCAUCCUUGUCCGGAAACUAUAACUAUAGUUCAGUCGUGUUAGAAAAAAAAAUAAACACCAACGUUAAAGUGUAGGAACGAUCAAAGAUACGCCUAUACAUUACAAUAUUAUUUUUGACGAUUGCUAAACGUUUCUGGAGAAAUAAUCAUUUUAAUGUUUUAUACACCAAACAUAUAUAUAUAUAUAUGAAUACCUAAUGUUGUAUAUUUUUACUAAAAAUUGCAUAUUGGUUCUUAGUGUGUUGUUAAAACAUCAGUUUUGAAUACACACACACACACAUACACUUAUUUUAGAUUCGGAACGUAGAGAAAAAUGUAUUGGUUUUACAAUGAUGUGUAUUAUUAUUAUUAUUUUAAUUUUUAUGCUGUAUACAAAAUGUCUAGCAUUUUGUGUAGCACUUUUUCUGAACGGAAAUUUUAUUUAGCUGUUAUUUUCAAAAAUGUCAAUUUUUUGAUUUUCAAAGCGGUUUUCAUAAGAAUUUGGAAAACUCAUAAAAAAAGUUGGGAAAAUUUGGGGAUAAACGGACAAAUUUCUAGGGCGUCACGAAUUCUUUUAUUUUAAAUUUGCACGGCUUUUGUUUUCUAAGGUUUAAAAAACGGCAAAAACCCUUUUUGUCAAUAUUUUAAUCUAGUUAAUGAGUAAAAAUGUCGUUUUUUGAUUGAUUGGGUAAUAUCAAAAAAAAAAAAACAAAAACAAAAAACGUAGAAAUAACGAGAAAAUUUACGAAAAUAAUGCUUCUAUGAUUUUCAAUUUUGUUUUUGUUUUUAUUUUUUUUUUUUGUAAUUCAAUUUAAAAUAUUCGUAGGGACUUGAAAUUUGGAUCGACAAGUUAUAUUUUCUUUUUCCAGGCGUGAUGAAAUCUUCAUAACAUUUAAGUGAUUUUUGAGCUAUUGCUAUAGACAAUAUAUAAUCCCUAUAUUGGAAUUAUUAUUUAGAAUAUGCAUAUAUAAAUUACGAAAUCAAUGCGAUUCGAUUGAACGUAGGACGAAACUAAUAUUAUAGUCAUAACUAUUAUAAUUAUAUGCGAGAUUUGCGUAUAACAAUCUUGUGCAACUCUAAGUACCACAAUAAACACUGGCGGGCUUAUCUAUAUGAACUAGCUCUGAUUCAUGUAUAAUAAUUAUACGUAUUUUAGCCGUAUCUCGGUUUGUCCGUUUAGGUUCCUUAGUGUGUGACUGCGCAGUUCAAUCGAAAGUUUUCUCGAUCGAAACAAUAUUAGAUUAGUACCUACAUGUAAUAAUAUUCCAAUGGGUUUUAAUUUUUUUUUUUUUUUAUUUCCGCAGGUGCUUCCAUCGAAAAACUAUGCGAAGCCGUGUUUGAAGAUUCGAUCAACGAUCGAGCGUCAGUUAUAAGAGCUGCCCGAUGCUUGUUGAAUUCCGUUACCAGAGUUUUAUUGUUAGCCGACGUAGUAGUUGUGAAGCAACUGAUUUCAGUUAAAGACAAGGUACGUAAUAUUAUUAUAUACAUACUAUUGUUGGCUGUAGAUUAGAGACGAAAUCGGAUUAUUUUUUGCCCGAAAAACCAAUAAUAAUUGCAGUAUACUCGCGAUAAUAUCCCUUCGGUCCUUCACAUAAUUAAAGUUUAUUCAUGUAACUACGUAAAUACGUUAAAUUCAUAUACGUAGUUAAAUAAUCAAUUUGUAUUUUCGGCAACGACAGAGCUAAGCUAUAGAUGUGCAAAGGUUUCCCUAUCCGAAAUUCUAAACUAAACGAAUUAAAUUGUCGAUAUCAAUACGCAAUAGUUUAGUUAUUUAGCUGACUCGCGAUGUCAAAUAAAAGUUUUAAGGGGCUUCGUUGCAACAUAUUUUGUUUUCUUUGUCUGUCUCACACGUAACAUAAUAUACUAUGUAGCAACAAAUGUAUUCCGCACUUCCACGAUUGCGAAACUGAGGUUAAGUUUAGAGCAAAAGGACAUAAUACUAAACAUUUUAUAAAAAUGAGUACCUAUUUACUGUGGCUUGUACGAAUGAUUCGUUUAAUAUUUUAAUUUUUUUUUCAACCAAAAUUAUAUGCGUUUUUCAAUUUUUUCAUAAUUUUAAUCGUUAACAACUUAAUAAGAAAUGAAAAUUACGAAGAAAAAAAACCACCCGUAGAAGCCAUAGCAUGCUACUCUUCUUUGUAAAGUUCAUAAAACAGGAUCCUUUAAACUAAACUCCACACGAGAGUCGUAAUCAAGGAAAUGCGGAAUGCGCCUUUGUUGCAGAACUAUAUUACUCACGAGACGGAACAGAGAAACAAAAUGUUGUUACGAGGCCUCUUAAAGAAAAAAAAAAUUGUCCAUAUAGAUACCAUCGCGUAGCGAAAAGCGAAAACCGUGAAAAUUCACGACGGAAUAUUACGAAUUAUUAUUUUGGUGUACUAUGUCAUUUUCACUAGAAAUUUUGAUCGAAAUAACUUGCGCGAAACAUAAUAUUUUUAUUUAUCCAAAAAAAAAAAAAAUUACCGUAUUUUCGUAUUUUUUUGCUCUGACAAACUUGUAAUAAUUUCGUAUAAUAGUUUAAUCUCGUACAAAUUGUACGGAAUAUUUCUAUUUUUGCUUUCAUUUGCCUCAUUAUAGUACUAUAUCGGUUGUCGCUGUACACUGUAUUACACGAUGAAUUUCUACCGAAAAAGGCCUCUAAAAAACCGCUAUAUUCUAUAAAUAUUUAUACGUAUAUUUUUUUAUUAUUUCAUUAUGUCUGGUAUAGGUAGGAAUAUAAAAUCUCUCUCGGAUGUCAUUAAUAAUUUUUACUCGGUAAAAGUUUUUUUUUUUUUAAACUAAGUAUAACAGUAUAAAAUUAAAAUUAAUUUUUAAACAGAGUAUACCAUUUUUUUUUUUUUUUUUUUACUGCCAAUUAGAAUUUAUUAUGAAUGAAAAUAAUAUAGUGAAUAGGUAUAUAUAUAUACAUAUAGAAGGAGGUAUAUUGAAUUAAACAAGUCAAUCCGCUUUAUAAAAUCUGUUUUUUAUUCGUUUAUAAUUUUAAUACCAAUCAUGGGCGUCCUUCGCGGAGAGACAAGAGUGUCACACGCCCACUUGAAAAAUGUGUUCUAUAUCUACUAGAUUUUUUUUUUUUCCAAUGUUUACAAUGGUCUUAUAUUUAUAAGUUAUCGUGUAUAUAGAGGGGGAAAUGUUCAUAUUUUAUAAAAUUAAUAAGGUACAAUAUUGCGUACUAAACAUAGCGCAUAAAUGUCGAUUUUUCGUUAAUGCAAUUUAUUAUAAAAUUCUACAAGUUAUUUUUUAAUAUCGAUGAGUUGUUGGCACGGAUAAAUAAAAUGAGCACAAAUUAAAGUAAUAGCCAAAUCAAAAAUGUCCUUGCACCAAAAUGGCGAGAAGAAAAUAUGACUAAAAACAAAAACGGUCUAAAGAAAAUGUAUGGGAUGAAAUUUUGUAAAUAUACGAUAUUAAGAGCGACGUGCCUUUCGGGUGUUUCAACCUACACACCUAUUAUUUUUGGGAUGUAAUUUCAUCAUGUCUCUUUUUAGAAUUAUUACAAUGAUAGUAUAAAUGUAGUACAUUUUAGUAUUGUAUAAUUAUAGUAUCCAGUUAUUUACUGUUUAGCAAUGAAUAUUUCAUAAAAUUCUACUCUAGUGACGGAGCUCUGCUGUUCACGAAUGGUUUUUUUUUUUUUAAUACAUCUUCUAAUUAUGAUUGUAGGUAAAUAUUAUAAUUAUACACGUAGAUAAUUUGAUAAUACGAUAAUAAUGAACACUAAUGUUCUGUACUAGUAGUGUUUCUAACGAGCACUAACACCACAACGGUACUCAGAUUUAAAUUUAUUUUAAAAAUUGAACAUCGAUUUUUAAUAUUAUCAAUUUUAUUUAGUUACCUAAGCGUAAAAAUCAAAAAACAUCUUGCUUGAUCUCAAUAUUGGACAUAUUAUUUUAAAAUUCGCUGUACGUUUCCUAAUAAAUUUUUUACUCGUCAUUUCCAAUUAUAUGUUUGUUUUUUUUUCUUAACAUUAUAAAACGCAACUUUAUUUUUUAAAAAUAUAAUGUUAUUGUUUAUGGUAAAUAUUAUUACUAAAGUACCUGCGGGACGUUUAUUUUUUUCAACAAGUUUUCUGUCCCUAAAAAGGCUCAUAAAAAAUAACUAUAAAUAAUAAAACAACACAUCAUACCGUUGUAAAACGCGUAUAUAAUGUAAUCUGCGUAACUUCUGCUCAGAAUCGAACAAAUAUAAAUGAUACUAUUACUACGCAAUGCCAAUAGCUCCAAUAACAACGCUAAAUAAACUGAAAAUAUUUAUUAUUUUUUCAUGUCCUUGAACUUUACUAGACGUUUUCGUUCUGGCAUACACAUAGGUCCUUAUUUUAUGAAACGUACACCAAACAAUUGAACAAAAAUAUCAGAAUUUUAUAAAAGCAUAUUUCUAUUACUAUUCUUUUUAUAUUAAAUUUUUAAAUGCUUGAUUUAAUUUUAUAAUACUACUUUAAUAUGAAAUUAUUAAUUCGAAUACGGAAUAUAUUAUUAUAUUGUAAUAUGGACAAUCCGCGAAGAUUAUUUGUACUAUAAUUUAAUUAAAUUUUAAUUAAGCUGCCUGCGGCCGGUAUAUACCUACGUCAUAAAUCUACCUAAGUAUUAUAUACAGGUACUUAAUACGAAUUUAUUCUGCUUUUUAAUCUCGCACUUAAAAAAUUUUAGAAACCGUAAAACUAACCUAACCGUAUUAUGCUAAAAAAAAAAUAAAAAAAAAAAAAACUUCAAUAUAUAUACGCACAUAUGUAUAUAUUUUGUAAAAGGUAAAAUUACCGGGUCGGUCACCAUCUAUUAUAAUAAUAUAUAAAAACUAUUAUUUUCAAAACCACACAUUAAUCCAGAUAAUAGGAGUUAAUUCGACAGUAGGUAAUAAUAAUCUUUAGGGAAAUACUAUAUAAUUAACAUUUUUAUUUUAUAACCCGAGAGGUAUAUGUGUGUGUAGACUAUAUAAACAUUGAAUUUUUCACGGGUUUCACUCUAUAAUUGUUUGCGAUAAUAAUCAAAAAAUCUUUUAACAUCAUUUUCUAGUUCUUUUUGUGGAAUUUUCAAAAUGUACAUACGUCUGAAAAAAACUGUAAUUUAAUAAAUGAUAAACAUAGGUAUUAAAUUAUACCAUAUCGAUUCGACAACCAACAUUGCUUGAUAAUUUGUUUUUCUUUUGUUUUAGUGUCCGAGUGCGGGUCAUCGUUCUUUUUUGCAUGCGCACGGCCCGUACUAACCAAUACAGGGUGUCUCUACCGUGUGUGUCCCGGUAUAUACCCAGCACCCUUGAAUUGGCUCUCCAAAAUGAAUAUCUAAUUAAAUUGGCUUCCAAACGCGUACAAUAAUAUCAUUUAAAAUGGAAUUCUUAAAGCAGAUUGACUCGAGUAUUCGUUGCAUAUUCAUAAUUUUUUAUAUCCCCCCCCUCCAUAUAUACGAUUACUACAAGAGAAAUGGAUUUGUAUUAUCAUUUGGCAUAGUCAUAGGUCCAGAAGUAGGUAUAAUGAAUAUAUUAUUUGACAUCAUUUUUUUAUGAAUAUCUGAAUAUUGGUAUAUUAAUAUUAAUUUUUUAAAUUAUUUCGCCACUCCCCCCCCACGCAAAGAUCUGGAGACGCCCCUGAUGUAAGGGAUCUCAAAUUCCAUAAUAAAAUCUUGGGAUUCAUUUCAAGUUACUUUUUAGUUUUUAAGGUUAAAAUAUCGACUAUCUGCAUUUAGGAGCCAUUAUUUAAUUGUCCUGUGAAUAUUGAAAUUUAUUUCUUUAGAAAUCCGGUUUUCGAAAAUUAUUUUUGUGUUUCAAGAGGGAUAAAAAGCUUUUAAUCAAUUGCACGAUAGAGGAAAGCUGCGUUCAUAUUCACAGAUAAUAAAAUUAAAAAAAGUAAAAUUUAAUUUUAAAAUCCUUUUUUUUCGUUUUUGAAAAAUUUAAGAGCUUUGUGGUCUUUAAAUGCAAAAUUAAUUUUUAAAAAUCAAACAGACAUGAAGUAAUGUUCUGUGAACCUUUCUCUGAUGAAACGUAUAAAAAUUCGUGCAUCCUGCAGCAAGCGUUUCCGUCGUUGUUGUAACCGCUUUAUUUUUCAGAAAAUAAAAAUAUGCGAUAUAUUGUUAUAAUAUUAUGGUGUUUUCAAUAUUUAUUGUUCAUGAGUUCUAAAGUAUAUAAAAAAGCUGAUACUGUGAAUGGGAACGGCCACCGUUGUAGGUGAGAAGUUGGGAAGGUAGGAUACAUAAGGUUAUUUAAUUUAUAUUUAUAAGGAACGAUAAACCAUGCUUGACUAAAGACGAUUCCGAGUGCAACUUAGUAAUACAUAAUUUGAAGUGCCGUAAUUUUUUUUUGCGAUUUUCGUUUAAAUAAACUUUAAUUGAUUUUAAAUCUAAAUCGAUUUGAUUUCAAAACGCUUAUUAAAAAAAUAAAAAAAAAAGUCAUCCGAUUAUUUUGAAAAUUUUACGACGUCUAGGUAAGUCCAGUAUAAGUAUUAUUACUAAGUUUAAGUUUUUACGUGUAUUUAUAACCGAAUUACACAAAAAAACUCCCAAAAAUUUAAAUUUCUUUAAAUCUCAAAAGUUUUGGCGAUGAUUCCAUAAGAAAUUAAAUCCAAAAGGCAACAAAAAAGGUUUCUUGUGAUUUUUCAAUUAAACUAUUUUUUCUGGUAGAAAAAUUCGUUCGUGUUUUUAUACAAUUAUAAAAUCAUGAAAUUGUAUAUUUUUCUACGUUUUUCCCAAUUAAGUGUUUUUAUUUAAAAAAUGGCGUCGAAAUUAAAAAAAAAAAAAAAAUGACUUCUUAAAAAUACAAUUUAGACAACUUAAACUUUGAGAAAAGGUGCUAUACUUAAAUAUUGGAGCUAGUUUAUUAGGAAAAAUCGUGUCCCCAGACUAGAAGAAAGAAAGAGGAAAAAAAAAUAAACAUAUUAGUAAAACCAAUAGCUCCCUCACUACGCUCGGAAUCUAAUACUAUUAUAACUAAGUGUGAUAUUUUUUUUUCCAUUUCGUUUAUUUUAAAGCAGUAUUUUUUCUGCGCAUCUCUCAUUCGUAAACAAAAAAAAAAAAAAUAAAAUAACAAAAAUAAAAAGAUCCAUUAGUAAUAAUAUAAGAUGAAUAUUACUAAUGUAUGCAUAUUGUAUAGGUAUAAUAUUAAUAAUUUAAAAAUGUAAAAAAAAACUAGCGCGAUACGAGAAAUGUCAAUUAACUGAGACGCGUGACGUUGUUUACGCCGCAAAAAUCUGAUGAAUAUUUUACGAACACGUUAUAUUAUGUAGUUUUAAUAAAUUAUUAAAAUAAUUUUUUUCAAACAAAUUUAAUAAUAUUAUUUUAGUUUUACUUGAAAGUUCAUUAUUUUUAUUUUUUUAUCCUUUUUUCUAUGUAUAGAUACCAGAUACCUAUUAUAUAUUAUAAUAAUUUCAAACGGCGUUGCAGUUUUUCAUUCAAUAAUCAUUGGCAUGUUCAGACAUAAUAUUAUUACACAAAUUUGCUUUACUAUUAUAACGCGACGUAUAAUAGACCAUGCAGAUUCAGUGACACUUGAAAAAUCGUUUUAUCUUUCCACACCGGCACCAGUUUUUCAAUAAACCGUAAACAAAUAUAUAUUGCUAUUGAGCCCCUGACCUACUCGCCUUGCUAUGUGAAUAUGCGUCACGUGUCCAUCUAUAUUGUAUUUGUAUACCACCUGCAUAAUAUUACCCUAUAAUAUAACGAAUAGGUAUACAUUCCGAGGUGUUCCCCUUAUUGAUUAUCAUCAAUGUAAACCUACCAACCAAUUUGUAGAAUAAAAUACAUUUAGGUACCUAAAUGUUUUAGAGAUUAUCUAUUGCAACGCAAUUUUCUUUUUUUACUGACUUAAAUAUUAGUUUUAAUCGAUAUUAUAUUAUAUAUAUAUAUAGAUAGUAUAAUAAUUAAACCUAACCGACUGAGUAUGAAUAAUCGUGAUAUUUAAUAUAUUUAAAAAAAAUACACGUGAGCAGUAGAUCAUCGUCACUAGAAACGAAUUUCCCCCUAAGCCGACUUUUUGCCGUUACAUUAUUGCAUUUUUUUUUUUUGUAUUGUUUUUUAUAAUUGAUUUAAAAUAGUUAUGGUUGCCACAGUCGCUUACUGUUAUUUAUAAUAUUAUAUACUAUAUACUUAAUUAAAUUAAAUUUGUAUUUAUUUAUGAUUUGUAUUCACUAAAAACCCAUUAACCCUUGCCUUAUAUCAUGGCCUACUACUUCUACAUCUUUUAAACUGUAAAAAGUAUCCUGUGACCUUCCGAUAAUGUGAAGGAAUCGAAUAAAAAUAGUUUCAUCAAAAUAGGUAAAGUAGUUUUCGAGAUUUUUAUUAACAUACAAACAAUGAUAGGGGUUUGAAAGUUGAAAACUUCAAAAGACACAUCCUUAAUACUUACAUCAUCUAUACAGAACGUUGCACGCUACUAACUUAAUUUGGGAGCCUAAGACUGUUUAAAGUUAAAAAAAAAAACACCCUCCUUCCGUAACACGAUGGUGCUCAUUAUUGAAAUUCAACUAUAACGUUAUUACACCAAUCCGUCUAAAAAAAAAUCUAAUCUCCCAGUUUAAGCUUAUUUGGUCAAGAUGGAGCCCGUAAAAGUGUCCACAGUGUCCGGUACAUUUGUACCGGAAAAAGAUAUACGGUUAACGGUUGAUGUUCAAAAUGAAAUUAUGUCAACUUUUCGUGGUUUAUUUGUAUAUAUUUAACGACCAAGGUCCAAUUGUAAACAGUAUAGUUAGCGCGAUGGGAAUAAUAGAACCGAUUUUGUGUUGCUAUUUUUAAUAUUACAGUUAAUUGGGUUAUAUUAUAUCAAACUCAAAGGCUAUGAAGACAUUGUUUGUGUGUGUGUAUAAGUUGGUUUUUUUCGCUAUUUUAAGUUUUAAACAAGAUAUACGAUGAUUUUUAAAUAUUUCAAAUAUUCUCUUGAAAUUUAAAUAUCAGAAAAAAACUAACGCACAAAAACGGAUAAUAUUCUACAAAAUCGGUGAUAAUACUGACCAAAAAUCUGAUAUACAAAUUUCAACAUAAGCCGUAACAUAUAUAUAUUAUAUUAUAACAGACACAAAUACUACAGCGCAAUAGACUCUAUUUUCGAAGAAAAUCCUACAAAAAUGCAACAAAAGUUUAAAAUAAAUAAUAGUUGGAAUAAAAAUAAAUACAAUAUUGCAUAAUAUACUAUUGAAAAUAAUAAACAGAUAGUUAAGGUAAGGUAGGUGCAUUUACCUAUAUUAUAUUAGUAAACGGUCACUUUGUACGGUCCAUCGUUUAAAAUGCAGAACACGAAUACUUUAUACGAUCAUGUAGAUUGUAAAAUACGGACACUUUGUAUACUAUUGUAUACGUGUUAUAAACAUAUAUUUACAUAUUCUACUCGUAUAUAUUGAUUUAAAAAAAUAAAUAUAAAAGUCAUCAAAAAUUAAAUUGAAAACAAUUAAUUAAAAACUACGAUUAUAAUAAAAUUGAAUUUAAAAAUUCGCAAUUCGUUAAUUUUGUUUGCUUAUGUUAAAUACAUUUUAUUAUCGAUAAUAAUCGACGGUUCGGUCCUAUUUUGAAUGUAAAAUGCCAAACUAUGUUUAAAUAUAAUUUUUUAUGACUUGUUUGUGUAUAUACUUUAUAAUAUGUACCUAAUUUUUGACAUGAUCACUUUAAUGAUAACAAUUUUCCACUGAACUAGGGUUCGAAAUUCAUUUAAGGGGAUGUGGGGAUGAUAUAUUUACAAACAAAUAUGUUAUGCGUUUUAUACCGAAAAACCAGACAAAAACUUUAGUAAUUGCGUUUGAUGUAUUUCAGUUUUUAAAAUGUGCGAAUCUAUGAUUCUUUAGGUUCUUUACUAGAAUACGAUUUAGUUAUUUUUUAAAUUUUAAUUCUCUUUAUCAUAAAUUAAAGGCAAAAUACGUUAAGCUUAUUUUUGAAAAUUGUUCAACGAUUUCCAUAUAAAUAAUUACAACACAAAGUAAAAAAUCAUACAUAAUCCGUUUUCAAAAUCCGUCUAACACAAUUCUCACAGUUUUAUCUGGCUCUUAGUUCUGAAUCUACUAAAAUACAUGCUGUAUACAAUCUCCCAUAGCGAAAUAUCGAAUAUUAUAUUCAUAUCAGGUAAGUAAUUCUAUGAAAAUAUAAAUUAAAAAUUCGGUUUCGGUAUUCGGAAUUCGAAUCAACAAUGUCGGAUUUCUAAUUUAAAGGGUGCCUUACGAUGUACAAACUGUCAAAAUAGUAUAAUACAACUAUACAGUUGACAUACGUCAACGUGUAUACUCUAAUAGCGAUGACUUUUUAAUUAUUUAUUAAGUCGACACGUUUAAUUUCAGGUAUCACGAAGUCUGGGCCGUCUGGAAGGUGUCAACAAUUUCACGGAAUUUGUGAAAGCAUUCAGUCACUUUGGCACUGAAAUGGUAGAGCUAGCGCACCUGACGGGUGAACGGCAAAACGACCUGAAAGACGAACGGCGGCGAUCUCAGAUUGCCGCGGCCCGACAGGUACUCGAGCGGUCUACCAUGUUGUUGUUAACUUCGUCCAAGGUGAGUUUCGUUAGACUUACACGGAACAAACAUCAUGGUCGGAUUAAGGGUCCAAGUGGGGGGGGCCUCCCGGGCAGAUCAUGAAAUAUAUGUUUAAUUUAUAUAAAUCGUCUUUAUAUUAUACAUUUUUGUACAAUAAAAAUUGUCAACAAUAACAUUUUAUACAUACGAGUGUACACCUAUAUAAAUUAUGACAAAUGGGCCCUUUAAAUCAGCAGGCCACGGAGGCGUUCCCUCCCUGGGGGCAUUUCUUCACGAAUCUGAGCUUGGCAAAUAUUAUAUUAUACGCACCGGUAUCGUAAUGGCUACCUACUUUUUCCCUCCAGUGACAAAUGUCCACUAGGUCCUAAUUAUUAGGACAUACAAAUAUCCGCUGGAAAAUAGGCCUGCUAUAUUUUAAAUUAUAACUUAUGUUCCCGUACAAAAUAUACCGUAAAAUAAAUUACAUGAUAAGUAUACUACUCUACUUUACGACUAAGUUUUACAAAUUAAUUAAAAUAGGUGUUCUACGACGGCUGUAAAAUAUAUUUUCUUGUAUAAUAUUCUAGUGUUUCACUGUCAUCAAGUUCACGAAACGAAUUAUCUAAUACUCAAUUACCACAGUAUUAACAUUUUUUUUAAAGAACAAAAUAAGUACAAAUCUUGACUUUGGAAUGCACUAUCUAAUACUUUGGCGAAUCGUUAACAUCGAACAUAUAUUUGAAUUUUAUUACAUUUCAUUUUCACGUACGUAUUUCGGUUUAAAACCACCCGGUCGGAACAUUGGAAAUUGAUCGAUCAGUACAUCAACAACAAUCAACACAUUGACAAUUCUCACACCACAGACCUAUUUGACAGUUUUUCAACUGAAUAAUUUUCACCUGGAUAUUUUUAUCGGAUAUCACCUCUGAAUGAUAAUAUAGUACAUUAUAGACCCACGUUUCGUUAUCACAAUGGAUCCAGGAUAUUUUACGGUACAAAUUAUUUUCUCACAGAACGUUACUAUAUAGUUGUCUUUUGGCGAUUAACCUGGUUAUGUUCGUUAUCGGACAUGGUAAUGAUGAUUUUCGUUUAUGGUUAUAAAUUUGUCAAAACGAUUUGUUUAUGGUUAUUAAAAAUAAUAUUAAUUUAUAAUAGUCAUAUACGUUUUUAAGCAUUUAAUACUUAAGCCUUAGUAUUUAUUUAUUAUUUUUACUAUAUAACUGUUUUUAAAACAUAGAGAUGAGCUAAAAAUUUAGCCAUUAUUGUAGAUUUGAAUAAAGUAUUGGAUAUAUCGUUACACGUUAUUAAUAACUAAACAUCAUAACCGUUUUUAAUGUUCGGUUCUGAUAUUUCAUUAACGUACAACCAAAAAUGUUGACCAAAAUAGCCGAAACGACUUGUUUGUAAAAUACAGUAAUCACGUUACAUUUGGUCAUCCGUCGAAACACGCCUUAUAUUUUUUGGUUUGCGCUGUAUCAAAGAUACGAGACUUAUAGACGAUGGUCACGGCCGUUACCUACCGAUAUUACCGUGUUAUAUAGGAACUCGUCCCGGGCAACCUAACCUAACCUAACCUAACCUAACCCAGACGGACUGGAACCGUCGUCAUUUACCAGUCGUUAAGCGUUUUGUGUACGGCAACGGUGGGCGGGCGUUUGUACAGUUUUCAGCCGAUAUCGAUAUGCGCGCAGUCGUAUAUUAUACCGUAACAAUAUUAUUGCGUGUCGCAGGCGUGUCUGAGGCACCCAGACAGCUCGGAGGCCAGCCAAAAUCGAGACACCGUGUUCUGUCAGAUGCGCAGGGCCAUGGACCUGAUCCAUUACGUGGUCAAAGACGGCGUGAAGGAGAGUGGCGGCGAGCCCAUGGCCCUGACACCGUACAUAUCAGAACAAGACGGCGGCGACACACUUGGCCACGCGCUCAACGUCCUGGACUCGUUCGUCGACAUGACGAGGUAUAUAUACGUUUUUCUUUUUUAACACGCAUUUAGACUUACACAGAAGUUGCCGUCGUCGUCGUCGUCGUUUAGAUGUACAAUUUUAUGCGUACGGUGUACACACACAUGAUAUUAUAGCCCGUUGGUCCGUUAACAUCGCGUAGUCAACAUCUCCUGUCUACCUACCGCAACGCAGUUAUCGUUGCCCAGUAUUCGGCGGUUUAUUUUCUGUCUGAAAUUCCGGUUUCAACGAAAGGUCGAAAAGAAAAUAUAUAUAUAUAUAUAUAUUAUAUACAAAAAAAAAAACCUAACCGAAACAAUCCAAACCGUUUAAAUUUAAAAAUUUAAUUUUAAAUAUUCUAAUAGCAUACCGCCGAAAUGUAUGACGGGUAUACAAAGAUAACGUCAUGAAUUUAGUUUUGUUGUUUUUGUACAUUUAAAUGUGUAAUAAAUUACAAAUUCGUAUUUAAAACAAGGUUCAAUAUUGGGUGUAUAAAUAUACGAACAUUUUUAAACGUUAUUCAAUUGGUUUCGGGUUUUUUUUUUUUUUUUUGAUAUAGGUGUACUUUAUUUUAUUUUUUUAUUUAUUUUUUUUUUUUGAUAUUAUAAUACAAGGCACAAGCUAUUCGCAUUUCGAAAUAAAAAGCUUAAAAUUAACGUGUUCGUUUGAAUCUUGUCUCUUUAUUUUUUGCUCGGGUUCUCUCGGUUUUCAAUACACUCUUGAACUGAGAAUUUCGAGAGUAAAAUUAUUUAUUAUUUAUGUAACAAUAUUCUGGUAACCAUUUUCUUAUUAUAUCGAAUUAAAAAGCCACCGGACGAAACUUGUUAAGUAAUUUUCUGCUUCCAAGUGUUUCCUGAGAAAAAUAACAGCCAUUAUCGUUGCAAAAUGAAAUGUCUUUGUAUAAUUUCCUCACUAUUUUAUGUAUUCAUAUAAAACGUAUUGCCCAUGCGCACUUAAUGUUUUAUAAUAUUUAAUUUAUAAAGAACUCUAUUACAAUAACACUAAAAAUGAAAUUGUUAUACCAGUAUAGGUAGCAUCUUCCGUGGCUUUUUUUACAUUUUUAUUAUUAUUUUUUUUUUUUUAUUGCAGUUUAAAUUAAAUUAGCAAUUGGGAACAUACAUUACAUAGCAUAACCGUUAUAACUAACGGAAUUGCACUAAAACAACUAGCGAAGUUUCUGAUCCUUAUUUCAAGGUUCCUAAUCCUCUAAUUUCGUCCGACGCCGUGGCCGGGAUAAUCUUAUAUGGCGCACCGAGUCACCGUAUUAUACUCACUCGGAAAAUUUAAAACCGGGCUAACUUUCCGAGUCGGUGUUCGCUAGGUACUUAUACAAUUAUAUAUAUUUCAGCAUAUAAUCCUCGAGUAAAAAUAAAAUACGCAUUUGUACACGUAUACGAGAAUAAAUUAACGUUGAUAAUGUUUGACUUUAUAGCGACAUCAAAACGGUAUACUAUUAUACAAUCGUUAUAAACGAUGAGCUUCACGAUCAGUAUAUAAUGCGUACGAUUUUAUGUCGCUCAUCAGUUCGUAAGCAUAAAAAAUAAAAAAAAAAAAAUGUAUUAUGCAUAAAUUCGGUACGCGUUUAAAUUUGACUUUGUGCUUUUCGACUAAAAGCGCAUAUUAAUGUUGGCGGGGUGGAUGUGACGACUUUACUUGUAUACUUUCUCUUUCUCUCUUUAUAUAUAAUUCGAUUUCCAACUCAUUUGUCUUUCGUAAACCAUUUCUCCUCGACUCGAUGUUCUUUAGCCGUUGAAUUUUUUUAUUAUUAUUCAAAAAUGUAAAAAUCUACCGCUUACAUAUUAUAUGUAUAUUGAAGAAAAACUGUCAAACUAUCGUUUCGAAGUGUCGUGCACGCGUAUAGUUACGCGGGGCUCAUUAAAAAGCGAUUUGUCUGUCCUCGCCCCGAUUGUAAAUCCCUCGUCCUGCUUACGAAUAAGUACGACUAUCGCCUCGGCCGCCGCCUCCGCUGCCGUAUUUAACAAUAUCGCGUGCCUUUAUGUCCGCAGGCUGACACUUGUCCUGGGCGAAAAGGAAACGCUUUUGCGUACCAUGGACGUGAUCAUGGAACGCACGCAAGACUUCACGGACAGCGCAUACACCAGACACGAACACCGGGAAAAUAUAUUGACACUGUGCGAUCGUGUCAAAACUCAUUUGGAUCAGUUGAUCCGAGCCGGAGCCAGACUGGUAAGAAUAUAUUUUUAACUUUGAGUUAAACAUGUAAAUUUUACACGUAUAAUAAUAAAAAAAUGAUUAGUAACUACGCACUGGUAUUUGGACAAUGCUUUAGAUAUAUUUUUGGUAUUUAUUAACGUCAUUUCGGUAGAUAAAUAUCAAGUUAUAGCAUUCGUUUACAUGACCGAGUGUGACUAGGUAUGUUUGAAAGUUUCAUUUAAGUAUAAUUCCUAACUUGUUAAACACAAGAAACUCAAAAUGAUAAUAUUAUUAUAAUAAAUACCUACGCAUUCUACGAAAUACUGCGAAAUUAAACAUCGUAUAUUGUGUUUCAAAUAGACAAUGAUGUAAAACACGCUAACGAACACUUUUCGAAUCACUUUGAGUGUCACGUCAACACGAAAUACGACUUUGUGUAAAAUUGUAAAUAAUAUUCCACAUGAUAGGAAGUAUAAACUUCUGUAUAAAUAAUAAUAUUUCACAUAAACUAGAGCACCGAGUGAAAUACCUAUAUACCUACGUACUUUAUAUAAUAAUAUUAAAUACAAUUGAUUUACUAGGUAGCUGAGAGUGGCUAAUUUACGAUUUGGAAUAGAUACAAAAUAAAAUGCUAUAAAAACUUUUUCUGUACAUAAUUUGCCUACAACGUAUACAAAAAAAUGUUUAAUUCCAAAAUUUGAAAAAUUGAUUCGUUUUUAUACGCGUUUUGAAAAUCAAUAUUCUGAAUUUCAUAAACCACCGUGGAACAUUCUAUAUACUGGAUAACGUGUAGAAGGGGAAGUAUACUAUACCUAUUACCUAUAUUUAAUUUCCGAAUCAAUAUACUUAAUAUGCUUGGGACUUCGUGUUUUUCUAAUUUGAAAUUACUCUUUCUCUCAUUGAAUCUGUACAAAGACGUUCCUCUGUGCAAUGAGAUGUUUCUAUAUGAUAGAAAUAGAUUUUUAAUUCAAAUAUAAUAUAUAUAUAUAUAGAAAUAUUUAUUGAUUUGACAUUGCUGAUGGAUAUGCCAAUGUUAUAGGUAGGAAGUUAGAAAGAUAGGAAACUUACAGUUAUUCUAUUUAUAUCUACAAGCAACAAUACAUUAUUGCUAAUGAAAAACAAUUCUGAGCGAAGUUCGGUUAUAAGUACAUGUUUUGAAAUGCCGUAAUUUUUACGAUUUUCGUCAAAAUUUAGAUUUAAAACUCUUCUAUAAUUAAACUAUUACGUUAUGUUCUACUUUUAUUUUUAUCACUAAGUACAACUUCUAAUGAAUCUCUUCUUUAGAAAUGUAAAAUAACUACAAAUAGCAUGAAAAUAUUUUCAUAAUAUAAUUUGAAAAUUUUACCACGUCUAAAAAAGGCCAAUAUAAUUUUUUUUUUUAUCAAAAUUCCAAGUGUCUAAAAUAUAUUUAACUGAAUCGCAACAAAAAAAAAAAAAAAAAUUGAAAAUAAUGAAACCAUUAUUUCUGUAAACUUUCCCGUUCUUUCUACCAUUUGUUUUUGGUUUUGUUCGAAUAUUAAGAUAUUUAAACGAAAAAUCAAAAAACGACAUACUCAUUCAAAAUCCAAAAUCCAUCAAAAAAGGUCUGUUGUUGUUUUUCAAUCAAAGAUUUAUUUCUAGAAAAAAUAAAUCGUACAAAUUUUAAAUAAUAAAAUCAUAUAUGUCGUAAAUUUGUCAGUUUUCAUUUUAUGUCUUUUUCUAGUUUUUCUCAAUUAUUAUGAAAACCCCUUCAAAAAAAAAAAAAAACUCACCAACUUAUUCACCAACUAGAUUAAAGAUCUCUUGUAAUUUUUUGAUUUAAGCAAGAUUUUCGAUAGAAAACAUAAUUUGUAUAAAUAAAAUUCGAUUACGCCACGAUGCGUCGUAAAUAUUUAUCCGUUUUUCCUAAAUUUAAUUUUUGAUUUUCCACAAUUAUUUUGAAAACCUCUUUGAAAAUAAAAUGAUGACUUUUUAGUGUUCCAAUCAGAUCCGGAUUUCAAAAAGUCUCCUGUCAGUUUUCGAUCGGAACAAGAUUUCUGGUCGAAAAGUUGUUUAUAAAUAGAAAAAAUAAUACACACAUAAUAGUGAAACCAAUAGAUCUCUUACUACGCUCAGAAUCUAAAACAUAUUUUUUUUUAUUUUUUUUUUUUUUUAGGCCAAUUAUCAUAUUAAAGUAAACAGACACUUUAGCAGGAUAUUUUGUUCUAUAAAAGUUUUAUUAUCAUUAUUUUUAUUUUUUUAAGUAUAUCAGUAUAUUACUUAAAAUAACUGUUAAUAUUUUCUUGCGACCAACUAAAAUUGAGAUGCAGUGAGUGCAAACAGUAUUUUAAAUUCUGAGCGGAACGAGGAAUGUAUUGGUUUAAAAUUAUAUUUAUUUAUAUUUUAUUCAUAUAUAUAUUUUUUUCUGUGGACAACAAUUUUACCAGAAAUUUUGCUCCAGUUUUUAAGUGUAGCACUUUUUCUGAAAAAAAAUUGGACGGGAGCAAUGGUACUUUAAGAAUGUUAUUUUUAAAUUUUUUAGGAGUUUUCAUAAUAAAUAGAAAAAAACGGUAGAAAAAAUGGGAAAACGAACGAAAUAUAUUAUUUUCAAAUCGUAAAUAUUACGGCCUUUCAAAACAUGUAUAACUGAACUCCACUCAGAAUCGUUUUUCGUUGGCAAUGGUUAAUUCAUGUGUACAGAUAUACACUCAAUUUCCCUUCUACCUUCCCAACUUUUCACCUUAACAGUGGCCCACCCAUCGUGCAAAGUAUGUCCAUUUGUUUUUUUCUUUUCUCGUUCCUGUAUAUUUCGAUUACGGAGAUCAUUAUAUAGAAAUUCAAGGAAACCCAAAAGUAGGACGUAAUUAUAGUUACGUCAGAUGUGGGAAAUAUACGCGUAGGAGGAACGUCCCUUAUUACUUACGCUAAGUAACCAAACACCUAACCAGUAACCACAUGUUAACAAAUAAUUUAGAUAAUGAUGUAAGUACUGCAUUUUGAUUUAGUUAUGCCGAUAAUAAAAAAAUAAUAAGAACUUGUAAAUAAUAUUUUCCAUUAUCAUUUAAUCUGUAUUCUGUACUAAAAUUAUUCUUAGAAAUAUUACUGGUUUUAUCACAAAGUUUAAUUUUGUAUUUUUAAAAAUAUCGUGUGGUUUUCUUUUUAGUUCGUUAUCAUGUUAUCUGCAUGUUUUAUUUUAUUUUUUAUUUUAUAAUCUUUGGGUUUUCGAACGAAAGUUUCUAACAAACAUAUGUUUACUUAGCAUAAAGAUUUUAUACAAUUUGAUUAGGAAAGUUGUUCUGAAAUUAAAUGUAUAUAUUUUAUGCCAUUAUAUAUUCGUAAGUACUUUAGAUUCCGAGUGUAGGGUAUGUUAGUUUUACUAUAAGAUUAAACCUCACUGCGCUCAAAAUUUAAAAAAUCUGCAAUAUAAAAAUCUAUAUCUAUAAUAAAAUUGAAAUCGUUUUAGAUUUAAACGUAUUGGUUUUACUAUGAUUUUUUUUCUGUGAACAACUUUUCUAUCAAAAAUGUUGCUCUGAUUUUUAAAUAUAGCACUUUUUCUGAAAGGAAAUUUGAUUGGGUUGAUACUAAUUCUCUUGCCCCCCCCCUCUUAUAACAACAUGGUAAGCAAAUAAAUCUCAUCAAAAAUUAAAGCUAUCCAGACAACUUUCCUCAGUUGUCUCUACUUAAAUACGGCUUUGCUCGUAAUCAUUAUCGAUACCCAAUCACCGGUCAUUAUUAAUUUUUAAUUUUUUCCUUACAUCAUGAAAUACAAAUUUUACUUUAUGGAAGACUGCUUUCAACUCCUCACCAAUAAGUUCACGCCUCUCCGUUUAGGAAAGACUGGCUUAGGUUAUAGUCCUUAAAAGGUGAUCCAUUUUUGAUUUUCCCAGGAAUUUUCAUAAUAAAUGGAAAAAACCGGAAAAACGGGAAAUUUUACAAAAUGUAUUAUUUUUAAAUCGUAAAUAUUAUGACCUUUCAAAACAUGUAUAACUGAACUCCGCUCAGAAUCGUUUUUAAUUAGAAAUGAAUUUAUCUUUGCGUACUGUAGAUAUACAUUAAAUUUCCCCUUUACCUUCCGAAUUUCUCACCUAUAACAGUGGCCCACCGAAGUACACAAGUUUGUUUGUUUGUUUUUUAAUUACAAUGAUUUCUCGUUGUUUGUAUACAUAUAAAUUGAAUUACCCAAUAUAACCUUAUAUAGCAUAUAGUUGAAAAGCGGAGACGAUGGAAAAACCGCAGAGCAGCGCUAGAAACAAAUGCGUGGCGAUACGAACAUAUUAGAGUUCAUCAAAAAAGGUGUAAAUACCGUCGGAAAGACCGAGAAUGAAGCAAGAAGAUGUAGUCGAAAAGGACGUUUUAAGGGGCGGUCCAAGCUGGACGAUUAUGGAUUAUUGGUCUCGGAGGUCGAAUAAAUCCCAAUAUCACAAUGAUAAUUAAUAAUACCCAUACGAGUUAAAUAUCUUACGAAUUUUCGUGAUAAAUUUGAACCGUGUCCCAUAACUAUUCGUUGCAUACCAUUAUUAUAUUGGUAUUAUAUUAUAUAUUAUACGCCGUGUAUGAAAUACGAUAGUAUAUAGGUGGUAAUCGCGUAGGUUAAAUCGCGAGAGGGUCGAGUGGCGUUCCGAAGUGCUAAAAUGUUUGCGUUCAAUGCGGGAGAUGGGCAACAAGUUUGUACUUUGCUAUGCUGCGUCUAUUGCAGGCGCACACCAUGCGCGGUGUGUAUUGACGCAAAGGCCGGCAAAGGCGCGUGGAUAUAAUAAUAAUAAUAAUAAUAUACAAAAUACAAUGCAAUAUACAGACUAUAAUAAAUAAUAAAUAAUAAUAAUAAUAAUCAAUCAUUUUUUUGCUGUUAAACAUUUGUAAACGAUUAAACCGGCGGUGUAUUUCGGAUUCAUUAAUCAUGAUACUAUAAUAUAAUAUACGAAAUAAAAACGCAAAACAAAAUCCCCCCCCCCCGACGAAUAUUGCGUCCGAUAUUAGAAUAACAAAUCGGUGUGUGUAUAUAUAUACCAUGUAUGUAUUAUACAGUUAGCCUAUUUUCAUUACCCAUGUAUGCAUGUCGGUAGACAGAACUCGGUCAAAUGGAGUGGCUCGAAAAUUCUUACCGGGCAAUUAUUCAGGCCACUUUAAAUUUCUAACAUUUCUUGAAACCAUAUUGAUAGUUGCAUAGUAUACGACUAUCAUUUCGGUAUACAAUGCAUACCUAAUUACGAUUUCCGUUUAGAGGCGUAUAAAAACGCAUUUUCGAAACGCUUAUUUGUGGAAACGUUCAUCACCGUUUUAACACCCCUCCUAUACAGUAUCCAUCAAAAAACAGUUUUUUUUUUUUUAAGGGAAAUAUUUCAGCCAAAAUAGCAUUUACUACAAGUAAAUUACUGUACAAUGGCAAUGGCCAAUGACGUAUUAAGGACUUUUCAAGGGAAGGGAGGAAUGUUAAACUUGACUCUGACUUUAUUAAAAUGUUGCGAAAUACACAAUAAUUAUGUAGUACAGUUCCUUGUAUUUGGUUGAAUAAGUAGUGCAAACGUGCAAUAAUUAUUAUUUUUUUAGUAACUAGUUUAAUUACCUGGGUUUACCUUUACUACCUAUCGCAAUUAAUAGUUGUUGCUCGGUAAUUUAUCUUGUUUGACCGAGCCAACGAAAUUAAAUAAUAAUAACUGGUUUUUUUUUCACGCAUGUCACCAAGGUAACCCACGUAAAUCAAAAAUUAAAUUUCCGUUCCAAAUGUAUACCAAAAACUUUGUGUCAGUAAUUCUUUAGGGGUUGAAUUUUGAAACAAAAAGUUCACAGCGGACUGCAGCGUUUCAUCCAGACCGGAAUAAUAUUGUAAUUUGUAUAAAAUGAUAAUAAUCGAUCUUGGUUUUGUAUAUUAUACAAUAAACAGAUGUAGAUAAUUUUUAAAUUCUAAACAUUUUAAUAUAAUACUUUUUUUUUUAUGUUUAACACGGUCAAUGGUCAAUGAAUCAUCCUCAGCCACGCCCUCCUGAGUGAGCCAUUAUCAAUAGUAUAACUGUUUUUCCCUGUUUUAGCCUAAAUUACGGAAAUUUUAAAUAUUAAAUGAUAAAUAAAUACUAUUCUAAUUACCUACUAUAAUAAAUACUAAAACUAAAUUUAGUUCAAUUUUUACGAUGAAUAAUAUAUAAUUGUAUGAUUUAAAAUACGUUUAAAAUGUUUAACAAAUAAAACAUUUAAAUGACUUCCCAAAUGCUUCAACUAGACAAAAUUUGAUACCAAAAAACACCCAUAAAGUUAAUUAUCGAAAUAAAAUUUCUAGUAGAAAAGUGAUUUAUUGACAGAAAAACAAAAUAAAUGUGGAUUUAAAAAAAUAAAAACCGCAUCGCUCAGAAUCGAAAAAUGCCUGUACUGCACGUUGUCCGUGGAUCACUUGGGUUUUACUUCAUCUUUUGCCGAUUUCGGCACUAUAAUGUUAAUAAAAACCAAAACGCCCAACUGAAAUAAUAAUCAAAUGAAACAGUAUAUAGUCUUUUAAGAUUACAUAUGAUUGAUGAAGAAAGGCUUUUAAUACUUAAACAUAUUACAAACGUCAACUAUCAGUAUCAGAUUCGAUUACGAAUAUUUACGAGUACUUAACGAAAUUUCUACUAUGAAAUUCAAUGUAGAAUUAUUGUAGAAUUCAGAUAGGUAAAUCGUGCAAUACAUAGUAUAAAUUUACUAUAAUCCCGCUAUCAAUAAAUACAAAUCUAUACAAGGUGUAACAGGACUAUUUGACAUUUUUACAUUGUAGUUACAAGUAAAAAUAUCAAAUAAUACAGUUACACCCUGUAUAUCUCAUUUCUUUAUUCAGUAGAAACAUUUUAAUUAUCAAACAAUUUUUUUUUUUUUUUUUUUUAAUAAUAAAAAAUAAAACUUAAUACGGACCACUCAUAAGCCAACUCCCGAAUACUGUUGCAGGUGGGAAAUCGGGAAUAAAGAUACAUUAAGUUAUUUAAUUUAUAUUUGAACAUAACGAUAAAUCAUUGUUGACGAAAUACAAUUCUAUACGAAGUUUGGUUAAACGUGUUUUGAGAUACCGUAAUUUUUAAGAUUUUCGUCAAUUUGAAAAUGAACCUUUUCUAACAUUUUUGUUUGGCCAAACAAUUUUGAUCCAAAUAAAAACCAAAAAAACUCAAAAACGUCUAAUGCCUGUAAAUAACACAGCACAUAAAUUUCAAAAUAUUUUACCACAAAAAAAAACCUAAUAUAACUUACUUUUCUGUGAAAGUUUCAUGUCAUCACAAUAUUAUUUCUAAAUGAAUUACUACGAUAAAAUCAAAAAAAAAAUAAAACUGAAACCUCAGAAACCGUUAAUGCGUAAAGUUUUCUGUUUUUCUCCGUUUUUUCUCGAGUUUUCCCGAUUGUUAUGAAAACUGUUUGAAAAAUCAAAAAGAAUGACCUCCUAAACGCAUUAACCAGAUCUAAAAUUUCACAAAAGAGCUCUCCUGUCGUUUUUUUUUUUAUUGGGACACGAUUUCCGGCAGAAAAGUUGUAUACACACACAGAGAAAAAAAAGAUAGUUGAAUAAAAAUAACACAAACUAUAGCAAAAUCAAUACGUUGCUCGCUACGGUCAGAAUCUAAAACAGCAAUGAUUGAACCGGAUAAGACAUUAUUGUUUGUAUAUGUAUACAUAUGCAUGCACAAUAAUAAAUAGUAUUAUUCCUAGGUACUCUAGCCACUAUAUAUUUUAUACGUAUACAAAUAUGUAUACAUAUUUUUUCUUGAAUAUAAAAUUUAUCUCUGUCUGCGUAUACGCUAAAGUAUCUAUACAUACGAAAUAUUAUCAUUAUUGAUUGAAUGCGAUUUUUACAAAGAAAAAAAAAAUAAUAAAAUACCCGUUUCAAUUUGUUUUGCUACAUGCCAAUCGCACGGUUUACAAAUGUGUGCAUUUUUAUUCGUUCGUAUAGUAGGUCCGUAUAAUUCGUAAUUUGUUUAUAUAUAUAUUAUUUGGAUGGUAGUGUUGGUACCUACGUUUCAUUCCGUUGUAUUCUUAAUAAUUCAUUUUUUUUUAAAUUUUAUAUCUAAACUUCGUAAAAAAAUACACAAUUAAAUUAAAAAUCGAUGAAAUGUGAACACAUAGAUUUAGUAGGUAUAGGUAAUUAUCGAAACAAAAGCAACUCAAAACGUACGGAUAAAAUCAUUAACAAUAUAAAUUUAAUUUCGUAUAAAUUUAUUUGUAUAAAUAAUAUACGCUGUUAAAAUUAAAUAAAAAUUAAUUUCAGUAGCACCGUUAAUUACAUUUAAUUUAAUAAAACGGAAUUUUUUAAUUUUUUUUUUUUUUUUUUAAUUGAUAACCUUAAUUUUACUUUGGUGAUGUUCAUACAUACUUGUUAAGAUACGCAAAAAUAAAUAAUAAUAUAAUUUGAAUUAUGUAUCUGUAUGUAUAAAAAUAUAUACAACACCAUUAUGCUACACAAAUAUGUACCUACUACAAAUUAUUGUAAUUAAACCGAUUAUUUAAAUAUUAUUUAUUUACAUAUUAUAAUUCCUGUAUUAUUAAACCUGCCUACAUUUAAAUAGUAACAAAAAUGUAAUGACAUGUUUCUGUGUAUGGGGGGGGAGGGCACAUACUUAACAUAUUAGUAUAAAAACCACAAAUAGCAAUUGUCGAUAAAUUGAAAUUAAAAAUUAAAACAUAACACACGCGCACACACAAAUAUUGAAAUAUUGAUAAAAUAUAAAACAAUAUUUAAACUCGGAUUCCGGGGUCACACAGCCAAUCAAAUGCCUAACAUCGCCCUUGCGCAGUACAUUUACGUCUCCCACUACAAAUCCUUUUCCGGAACAUUUUUCAACAAUGUGUCUCAUGGUAUGGAGUUACCCGCAGCAGCCACAGUAUGGCGAAUCUUUUAAUUUCCAUUGUAUCGACGUUUCUAUUAUACCUACUUAGUAUAAUUAUAAUACAUUAUUAUACCAUCAUGAUAAUCAUAUUUUACUUGACUAUGCACUUAUUUUAUAACACCGUAGACGUGAUAAAAAAUGCAGCUAUUAAUCCAGGUUUUCGAAUGAUUUUUUUUUAAAUUGUAUUUCAUGAUUAAGAUAAAGUCUUCCAACAAAUGUUUAAUGUGGUACCAUCCUACGUUACGUAGGUAUCUAUACUGUCAAGGAUAUGAUAAAUGACAGUCGGAGUUUUCGGUAUGACCACGUCGUUAAAUUGGGAAUAGUAUUGUAUUUUACGAUAGAAUAAUGAACCGAAAUAGAAGGUUUAUAUUACAAUAUGAUGUCUUCCAUUUUGUUCAUAUCAAUUAUAUUGUAAAUUAAUAUAAUAUUGUUUGGAUAAAGUUUAUAACGUAACUUUUUAUAAUUUGUAUUUAGAUAAGCAAAUAUAAAUUAGUCUUGCUAACGUGAGUUUUCGAACGAUAACGUUUCGAAGAAAAAAAAUUUAUUAUACACCUAAACUGUGUACUAAACAUAAAUAAUUUCUUUGUGAAACAUUUCCAUUUUACUUUUAAAUAAUAUGACCAUUAUUUUACUAAAAGAAAACAAAACUUAACUUUUUUAUAAUCUUUGUACAUAAUUCAGUUUUCUGCAUAUUAUAUAAUGCACAAUGUUUCGCGUGAUUAAGUAUACGGUAAACAGUAACAAUAAUAUUAUGUUGUGGAGUAUAAUAUAUACAUUAUGACGUUAUGUAUGAUCCCUUGUAGUUCAUUCGUUUUUAUUUUAUCGCAUAAUCGGAUUAACAUUUUUUCCAUGAAUAAUAAUUAUAAUUCCAUCAUAAUAGGAUUACGUCCGUAUAUAAUAUUUGUGUUUCAAAUCGAUAAUACUGCGAUGUAUAAACCUGCACUAUCCUAAUUGUAAUUUGAAACUGCUCUUUAAAACUCCAUUAUCGCGAUUCUGCAACAAGUGAAUAAUAUGCAAUUAUAAUAAUAUAUUUGGACGUUUCCGUAUAGGAACAGUGCGACGAAUACUCACCCACGAAAUCACUGGAAGUCGCUGUCAACCAGUGUCUGGACGCUACCAAAGAACUCAGAGUCCAGUUGAUCGCGACGUGCAAAGAACAAUCACACGACCUACCUUUAAUAAUUCGAACGGGUUACGAUCUAGUCACGUGUAUACAGACCACGUCUUCCGACGGAGACAUCGACGGUCUUAACAAAUACGGAGAUCAAUUCGUAGAAGUCGUCGACCAAAUCGGAGAAGUACGUAUACGAACCUCCUAUUUGUCAUUUGGUCCAAAAAUAAUUUAUAUUGAAAUUUGCGAAUAAUAUCGAUUAGAUUUGUAAAGUACUGAGGCACAUAGCCACGAUGGAAGCACUUCAAGUCUCUGCGAAACACGCCGAAGUAAAUUUACGAGUGUACGCGCCCCAAAUCGUUACUGCCGCUCAAGCGUUGGCUCGCUAUCCAUGUUCGAAAAUCAUCAAAGAAAAUCUAGAAGGUCAGUCAAUAUUUUUUCAUCGUUUGAUAACAAUGUCGUUUAUUAACGUGUGUUUUCUAUUUUAGUAUUUGCUGACAUGUGGCAAGCCCUUACUCAGGACGUGUCUACAGUAUGCAAGGAAAUUAUGGAAAAACAAGUACCAGAAAAACAAACGUACAUGUCGCUCCCCAGGCCAGGAGUAAGUCAACAAAUGUCUUUUUAAUAUAUAUUUCAAUAUCUAAUUGUUGUUUAUUGUUUUGUUAAUUUUUUUGACGUUUUUGAAUUACUGUUAUAUUCAUACAGAAACACGGUACGACGACGAAACCACUGAAGUCAGUCAGAUUAGAUCUAUCGGUAAUCAUAUCUUGACGAGUGAAAAAUAAAAUCAUUUAUUUUACUACGAUUUUGUUUUAUUUAUUUUUCCUCUAGGAACAAGAUCAAAUCGCCAAAGCCGGUCUAGAAAUGAAAUUAGCGUCGAGCGAAGUAGAAGCGGAGGCGGACCGAUGGGGUGCCGGAGAAGAAGACGAGGUGGCCAACGAGGAAGGUGCUAGCGUGGACGAACGGGGAAACGCGGCCAAGGCACACGAAGACAACGAUAUCGUAAGAAGGGCGAAAAAUAUGUCCGGAAUGGCGUUGAGUAUGUACGAGUUUACCAAAGGCGACGGUGGAUCGUCACUGAGGACGACUCAAGAUUUAUUCACGCAAGCGGAAUACUUGGCCGAGGAGGCCAAUAGACUUUACAAAUUAGUCAGACAGUUUUCGUAUCAGGUACCUGUCAAAUCGUGACCAUAUAGCUCAUUUAAUUAUUUCAAAAAGGGCACCUAGUUUGUUUGUUCACAUAUACAAAAAUACAUUCAAAACUAUAAAUUAGUUUUGAGUAUUUAACGUAUGUUUAACGCAUUGCGCUAAUUUUGAUAAUUUUCUAGACAUAAAAUAUAAUUAUGUACAUAUUUACGUAUUUACAGCCCUGAAAAAAUCAGUGUAAUGAAUAAUGGGUGAAUUGCAACAUUUUCAGAAAAAAAAUCUCUUGUCAUGUAAACUUAAAAAAAAUAAUACCACUUUUCCCUGCCAAGUUCAUUUACUUCAAUGCAUUUUUAAAUUAAUUAAUUAAUUUUUUUUGGUUUAAUUUUAGGUGCCUAUGGGUGCUAACAAAAAGGAACUUUUGGAACAAUUGGACCAAGUUCCGACUUACGUGCAACAGCUGCAGUUUACAGUAAAAAUGCCAACCGUUGGCAAAUCUGCGACAUUUUCAAAAGUCGAUAGCGUUAUCAAUGAAACCAAAACAUUAAUGAACGUUAUAUCGAAAGUAGUCACGACUUGUUUCGUCUGCGCUACUAAAGUAAGUUUAAACAACAUAAUUUUUUAUUGCCUACUUUUUUUUACAAAACCAUAUUAUUUUGUUUUAUUCAGUGGUCGACCCGACAUUUUCGUUGUUCACGUUUUAGUAGUUGGUUAUCCAAUUUCUACUGUUAAAAAAAGCAAUUAAAAGUUGGGCGUGCAAACCUUUUAAAGGGAAUAAUUUAAAUUGUUCGUUUUCACGCAUAAAACUUGUUUCGUCUCAUAAAUAAUUUUUCAUUGCGUUGUUAUCUACUUUAUACCCGAACGAGGCUGUAUCGUUUUGAAUUUAUUUAAUAUUAUGUUUUUAUUUGAUACUAAUUUUUAUUUUUUUCUAGUAUAACCUCGACUUCCAAGGGCUGUCCACUCGAAGUGGCGGCUUCGGAGAUCGCGGCGAAGACGGCAGCGGUGCCGGAUCCGGUGGCGAGGGUGGCAAAAUGAGUGGAGGAUCAGGCUCGGAUGGAUCCAUGUGACAGUUCGGAAUGGGGCGGAGGAGCAAAGGGGACGGCCGUCGCACCCGCGUGUCGUUCCUGCUCUUCUGAGCCCGUGCUACGUCCGAUGGCACGAAACCCACAAACUAAUUACAUGGCUUCCAACCCCCGCAUAAACAAUAUACUACAGGAAAAUUACUUCCGGUGUAUGGAUUACUAAAGUUACCGGAUAAGUUUCGCUCAACAAUAUAUACAAGUUCUAAGUAUAUAUAAUAAUAUAAAUAUUUACUUAUCUAAUGUUUUAUUUAUUUAUUUUUUUUUUUUUUUUGUCAUCACUACAACACUGAGUGAUUGUUUUAAAUAUUUUAUAUCGACAACGGUGGUUUUUUUAAAAAAAAGAAAAACAAACAAAACAAAAAAAAGCUAAGCAGUUGUACUUAUGUACUUGUAAACGGUAAAACAAAAUCUUAUUUAUGAGUAUAACUAUCAGAUGUCGUUGGAUGUACCUACCUUUAUAGGUACUCAAAAUCGGAUAAUUCUUUUUUUUUUAUCUUUAAUGGUGGUACACAACGACACAUUCUGGUAUUCACGAUAUAGCAGACAAUUAUUAUACUAUAAUAUUACGUUCAUAUUUCGAGAUCAAAGAGCAAUAUUAAUUAUUAUGUACCUAAUUUUCAUUACGUUUUUUGAUUUUUAACCGUUACUACCAGAGCAAAAAGAAAUGUUACUGGAAAUUUAAAAAUUAUUAUAUUAAAUCUUAAGCACAAUCUUAAGCUUAUAGACAAUCAGGCAAUAUAAUAUUUACUAUAAUAUGAUAUAGGACUCGGUUAUAAGAAAUAUUCUUAAAAAAAAAAAAAAAAAUGUUUAAAAAUAUUAUGUAAAAUCGAUAUUUAAAUACAAACAAUGUAUAUAAGUAAAAAAAUUAAAAUAUUACAAUACACGGUUUUUGACGGAAUAUCUUUUUACGGCGUGUUCGCGAAUAAACUGCUCAUAUUGAGAAUAAUAUUAUGUUCGGUCGUUUUUUUUUCCUUUUGAUAUUAUAUUAUAUAGAUAUUAUGUGUUAUAAUAAAAAAAAAAAAAAAAAAAUCAUGUUGAUUUCAAAAUAAAUUCUAUACACAAUUUGUUCUUCUUUUGAUAAUAUCAUACGUUGCUUUUAAAUCGUCAUUUGUCGCAAAAACUUAAUAAUUUAUAUUACGGACGCGUAUUCUCAUAAACUGUAACGUUUUCCAUCUGACUACACGCGUGUAUGAUGGUGUCUGCACGAUCCGCGAGUGUAUCUGAUAUUAGUGCGUAAAAUAUAUUCGAUUCAAGAGGACACACUUUUCAACUCAACGAUAGAUAUGAUAGAUUCCAUGGACAAAAUAAAAAAAAAAAACCCCUGUGAGAGAACUGUAGCUCUUUAAUACGCUACUCGGCUUACACAUUUAUAUUAUUUACAGAAAGUGCAGAUUAAAAAUUAUCAGUUUAAAUAAAAUUUAAAGUGUAAAUAAUUUGACUAAUUUAAAGCAAUAUUUGAAAUGAAUAACAUGCCUCUUGCCUAGAGUGAGAUCAUUAGUUAAUUGUUAUUAGUUUUACCGUGUAAGAUUGCAUUACACAGUGAUAUUAUUAUGGGAUUUGCUGUUAUCUACUGUACUUACUGAUGUUGGGGUGAUAGUGAUUAGGCGAUAUUAAGUGUACAUCAGUAAUGUGCACGAGUGCAGUCAGGCGGAAAACGGUACAAAUCGAUUAUAUAUUAUAACGACGGUUGGCUUCGAUUAUUUGCACCGGGUCUAUACCUCCGACACGUUUCGUUUUUUCCGAGGUGUGUCAAUAGGGGCUUCCAUCACUCGACAAAGAAAAUGAUAAAACAAAAAGAAAAUAAGAAAUGUUUUCCAUGUCAAAAAUUUCAAAGUAGAAUUAUGAAGUUUGUAUAAUAAUGUCUUCCCCAAAUUGUGUUCCAUUGUCCUAAUAUGACUUCCCGUGUGUUUUAAUAAAAUGGUUAGAUUAUUAUAUUGUAAUGAUCUCUAAAUGAAAAAAAAAAAAAAAAAAAAAAUUAAUAAUAAUAACAGCGAAUAAAUAGUUUUUGAACAAUAUUUUAUUAUAAAUUCAAUUAUUUUAAUAAAUUUUCAAACGUUCGUAU